AUGGGAGAUGACAGUGACUGGAUGAAGUUACCAGUCGAUCAGAAAUGUGAACAUAAGGUGAUUCUCAUUUGUUAUACUUUGGCUCCUGUAGGGUCCCUUUUUGUGAUGCAGGUUGAAGGGUAGAAUUCAGUUGGUUGUGGGUAAAACACCAUAAAAGCAAAUUAACAACAUUAGCUAUAUAGCUAACGUUACUCUAGCACUGUUCCGCUUUUAACCCCUUCAUUGUCCCUCCUUGCUGUCCCAGGUAUGGAAGUCCAGGCUGAAUGGGUAUGAGGAGGCCCUGAAGCUCUUCCAGAGGAUUGACGAUAAGAGUCCAGAAUGGGCCAAGUACCAGGGAAUCAUCAAGAAGUUUGUGACUGACUCAAACGCAGUGGCCCAGCUCAAAGGACUGGAGGCUGUUCUGGCUUAUGUAGAGAAUGCACACGUGGCUUCUAGGUAAGGGGAUGAAAAAAUAUAUAACAGUUAGACAUGGGCUGAAUACUAAAUAUUGUGUAGGACUAGAUUAUUAUGAAUUAAUCAAAUAGAAAUAUCAAAACUCCACUUUCAACAACUCCAAAGAAAUGACCUGUCUAUGGUGCGGGAACCGCUGACUCGCUGCCUUUUUUCUAUUAUAACGACAUCUGCUGGUAACUCUAACUGUUUAGGACAGCUCAUGAGGUCUCCUAAAUAUCUGUCGACUAGGACUGCUAUGACUAAAGAGGCUUCAUGCAUAGCUUUUAUUUUUACCAAUAAGAGUAGGAGUAAAAUUGACAAAUGUUCUACUGUGAGACGCUUUGUGGAUACGGCCCCGGGAGUUUCUUCUGACCAACUAGACCUAUGGCCUGGAUUAUUUCCUUCUGGUCAUAUGGUCAGGUAGAACUCCUGGAUCCUAGUCCUUGCAAAAGAGAAUUGAUUCUUAAUCCCACCUGUUUGAAUGAACAUUAGAUUGGCUAUUCUUGUUGUAUAACCUACUAUCUGUUGUUGCUCUGCAGGACGGUGGGUGAGGUGGUGUCAGGUGUGGUGUGUAAGGUAUUCAACCAGCCUAAGGCGCGGGCCAAAGAGCUGGGCUCAGACAUCUGCCUCAUGUACAUAGAGAUUGAGAAAGGCGACACUGUACAGGAGGAGCUCAUUAAAGGAUUAGAGAACAAGAACCCGAAAAUAGUCGUCGCUUGUGUGGAGACCAUACGCAGAGCACUCUGGUGAGACAGAGCUGGAGCAGUAGAGAAGGAAGUGUCCUUCUCCCUUAUCCUAGAUAAGUACUAAAUACUGGUACUUUUAAAUACUGUUAAUGAUUGCGAAGAUGUGACAUGUUGGGUCUUUUACCAAAGACAACACACACAUGCCCAAUUUUGGGAUUAAGACCUGCUCAUGUCUUGCAUGUACAACCUGCUUUGAUUUAAAUGUAACUCAAAACAAAAAUGAAACUUAAUUAAUAUGCUUAUCUGCCUCCCCAGUGAAUUUGGAUCCAAGACUGUGACCCUAAAGCCCAUAGUUAAAGUGUUGCCAAAGCUCUUUGAGUCCAGAGAAAAGGCAGUCCGAGAUGAGGCCAAACUGCUGGCUGUGGAGGUCUACAGGUGGAUCAGGGACUCACUAAGAUCUCCUCUUCAAAACAUAAACUCUGUACAGGUGAGGGUUAAGGGUCGAUCCAAAACAUGGUAUUUCAUCAUUACCUGAAUGCGAAGAGUGGACCAGCGUUGUCGCUGUAUAUUGGAAAGUCUUCUAAGAUGUCUUUGAACAGUAUUUUGGAUAGAAUCUCUCAGGACAUCUUUGCUGUAGGGCAGGGUUUCCCAAACUCAGUCCUGGGGCCCCUCCUGGGUGCAUGUUUUGGUGUUUGCCCUAGCACUACACAGCUAAUUCAAAUAAUCAAAGCUUGAUGGAGAGUUGUUUAUUUGAAUCAGCUGUGUAGUGCUAGUGCAAAAACCAAAAUGUGCACCGGGGGUGUUUAAAGCUGCAAUAUUUAACUUUGUAGGCGACCCGACCAAAUUCACAUAGAAAUGUUAGUUAUAGAUCUGUUCUGUGCGCUAUUUAUGUUUCCCGUUUUAAGUAUCGUUUUUGCUUCUUACUUUCGGUAUUGUACACCAGCUGAAAAUACAAUAUUUUUGGUUAUGGAAAAUACAUUUCACAGUGGUUUAGAUGGUGUAAGGAUUUUCUACACAAUGACUACUUGUUUCAAUGACUACUAUUUUGAAUUUUAGCAACCAGGAAAUUGUGAUUUUUGCAUACUGCACCUUUUAAUAAGUUUUCGUCUUGGUUACUCACUAUGCUGGGGAAUUCAGACUUCUUUCCUGUGAAGGCCCUUUUGCUUUUGACAAACUUGAUAAUUGUUGGGAGUGGUGUUUUUAUACAAUAGCCCUUUUUUGUAACUAUGUAUCUGCAAACAAGCAUGCACCACUCUGCCUGUGUUGUAUAUGUCCCCAGUUGAAGGAGCUGGAGGAGGAGUGGGUGAAGGUGCCGUCGUCGGCCCCCAGACAAAGUCGUUUCCUACGCUCCCAGCAGGACCUGAGGGCCAAGUUUGAGGAACAGCAGGCCGAGGCAGGGUCCGACGGAGACUGUGAGGACGUAGCAGACUCUGCUCCUCAGGUCGACCCCUAUGAGCUUCUGGACCCAGUGGAGAUCCUCUCCAAACUGCCCAAAGACUUCUACGAGAAGAUUGUAAGCACCUACCUUACUGAACAUGUUGGAUGUAUUACAAGGUGCCUAUGGCCGUUAGAGUUGGGCGGUAUCCAGAUUUUCAUAUUGUCAUACCGUCCUUCUCUCAUCCCGGCAUUUACGGUAUUAUCGGCUUAGUACACAAGGUUUGCGCGGUUAUAUUUUGUUUGCUGACCCCAUAGGCCCGAAGUGCUGACCGUAGUCUAAGAUAUAGAAAGAAUGACGACCCUUGCAAAUCAAGAUGAAGUUCCUGAAAACUAAGAAGAGCCUUUAAGUUGAAUAUGUCCCCUAGAUUAUUGACCCCUUUUCCAGACCAGGCUCUAGACUCAAAAGGUUUAUUACCGGAAGUAAUUUCCAGUUACCACCUACUCACUUCUCAACCUUCCUAAAAUUCUCUGUUGUAUUAGAAAUAAUAGGACCAAAAUAUAGCAUGGAUUUCUUAUUAGAUAUACCAGAAAAUAGCAUAUCCUGCAAUCUAGUAGGUGAAACAAGUUAUUUCUCAAUAGUUCUCCAAGAGACUGAUGUAGACUGAUCAAACCAUGCUCUAAGUGGGCGUAACUGGAAAGACUGGUGGUAAAAAGGUAAUGCAAGGAAGGGCACCAUUACACUUCUGUCAUUGUAACACCUCAAACCUAAUCUUUGGAUGUUUGCCAUUCCAAAGGUAUUUACGUAUUCGUUUAUCAAUCAUUCCCCAAUAGCCUACUGGUUGAGGGAGUGGGAUCAUCAUGCUCAGGAAACUAAAGCUCUGUCAGGUUGGAUGGGGAGCGUUGCUGCACAGCUAUUUACAGGUCUCUCCAGAGAUGUUUGAUCGGGUUCAAGUCCGGGCUCUGGCUGGGCCACUCAAGGACAUUCAGAGACUUGUCCCGAAGCCACUCCUGCGUUGUCUUGGCUGUGUGCUUAGGGUUGUUGUCCUGUUGGAAGAUGAACCUUUUCCCCAGUCUGAUGUCCUGAGCGCUCUGGAGCAGGUUUUCAUCAAGGAUCUCUCUGUACUUUGCUCCGUUCAUCUUUGCCUCGAUCCUGACUAGUCUCCCUGCAGCUGAAAAACAUCCCCACAGCAUUACGCUGCCACCACCGUGCUUCGCGGUAGGGAUGGUUCCAGGUUUCCUCCAGACGUGAUGCUUGGCAUUCAGGCCAAAGAGUUGAAUCUUGUUUUCAUCAGACCAGAGAAUCUUGUUUCUCAUGGUCUGAGAGUCUAGGUGCCUUUUGGCAAACUCCAAGCAGGCUGUCAUGUGCCUUUUUUACUGAGGAGUGGCUUCCAUCUGGCCACUCUACCAUAAAGGCCUGAUUGGUGGAGUGCUGCAGAGAUGGUUGUCCUUCUGGAAGGUUCUCCCAUCUCCACAGAGGAGCUCUGUCAGAGUGACCAUCGAGUUCUUGGUCAACUCCCUGACCAAGAACCUUCUCCCCCGAUUGCUCAGUUUGGCCGGGCGGCCAGCUCUAGGAAGAGUCUUGGUAGAUCCAAACGUCUUCCAUUUAAGAAUGAUGGCGGCCACUGUGUUCUUGGGGACCUUCAAUGCUGCAGAAAUUCUUUGGUACCCUUCCCCAGAUCUGUGCCUUGACACAAUCCUGUCUCGGAGCUCUAUGCACAAUUCCUUCGACCUCAUGGUUUGGUUUUGCUCUGACAUGCACUGUCAACUGUGGGACCUUAUAGACGGGCGUGUGCCUUUCCAAAUCAUUCCCAAUCUAUUGAAUUUUCCACAAGUGGACUCCAAUCAAGUUGUAGAAACAUCUCAAGGAUUAUCAGUGGAAACAGGAUGCACCUGAGCUCAAUUUCGUGUCGCAUAGCAAAGGAUCUGAAUACUUACAGUUGAAGUCGGAAGUUUACAUACACUUAGGUUGGAGUCAUUAACUCGUUUUUCAACCACUCCACAACUUUCUUGUAAAGAAACUAUAGUUUUGGCAAGUUGGUUAGGACAUCUACUUUGUGCAUGACACAUACAAUUGUUUACAGACAGAUUAUUUCACUUAUAAUUCACUGUAUCACAAUUCCAGUGGGUCAGAAGUGUACAUAAACUAAGUUGACUGUGCCUUUUUUAAACAGCUUGGAAAAUUCCAGAAAAUGAUGUCAUGUCUUUAGAAGCUUCUGAUAGGCUAAUUGACAUUAUUUGAAUCAAUUGGAGGUGUACCUGUGGAUGUAUUUCAUGGCCUAACUCAGUGCCUCUUUUUUCUUGACAUCAUGGGAAAAUCAAAAGAUUUCCAGACCUCAGAAAAAUUAUUGUAGACCUCCACAAGCCUGGUUCAUCCUUUGGAGCAAUUUCCAAACGCCUGAAAGUACAAUGUUCAUCUGUACAAACAAUAGUACGCAAGUAUAAACACCAUGGGACCACACAGCAGUCAUACCGCUCAGGAAGGAGACGCGUUCUGUCAAAGUGCAAAUCAAUCCCAGAACAACAGCAAAGGAACCUGUGAAGAUGGUAGAGGAAACGGGUACAAAAGUAUCUAUAUCCACAGUAAAACAAGUCUUAUAUCGACAACCUGAAAGGCCGCUCAGCAAGAAAGAAGCCACUGCUCCAAAUCAGCCAUAAAAAAGCCAGACUACGGUUUGGAGAAAUGUCCUCUGGUCUGAUGAAACAAAAAUAGAACUGUUUGGCCAUAAUGACCAUCGUUAUGUUUGGAGAAAAAAGGGGUAGCAUGCAAGCUGAAGAACACCAUCCCAACCAUGACGCAUGGGGGUGGCAGUAUCAUGCUUUGGGGGUACUUUGCUGCAGGAGGGACUGGUGCACUUCACAAAAUAGAUGGCAUCAUGAGGAAGGAAAAUUAUGUGGAUAUAUUUAAGCAAUCUAAGACAUCAGUCAGGAAGUUAAAGCUUGGUCACAAAUGGGUCUUCCAAAUGGACAAUGACCCUAAGCAUACUUCCAAAGUUAUGGCAAAAUGGCUUAAGGACAACAAAGUCAAGGUAUUGGAGUGGCCAUCAAAAAGCCCAGACCUAAAUCCUAUAGAACAUUUGUGGGCAGAACUGAAAAAGCGUGUGCGAGCAAGGAGGCCUUCAAACCUGACUCAGUUACACCAGCUCUGUCAGGAGGAAUGGGCCAAAAUUCACCCAACUUAUUGUGGGACGCUUGUGGAAGGCUACGCAAUACGUUUGACCCAAGUUAAACAAUGCUACCAAAUACUAAUUGAGUGUAUGUAAACUUCUGACCCACUGGGAAUGUGAUGAGAAAUAAAAGCUGAAAUAAAUCAUUCUCUCUGCUAUUAUUCUGACAUUUUCACAUUCUUAAAAUAAAGUGGUGAUCCUAACUAACCUAAGACAGGGAACUUUUACUACGAUCAAAUGUCAGGAAUUGUGUAAAACUGAGUUUAAAUGUAUUUGGCUAAGGUGUAUGUAAACUUCCGACUUCAACUGUAUGCAUUUCUGUUUUUUUUAUUUUUAAUAAAUAUGUAAACAUUUCUAAAAGCCGGUUUUGACUUUGUCAUUGUGGGGUACUGUGUGUAGUUUGCUGAAGAUGUUUUUUUAUUUAAUCAAUUUUAGAAUAAGGCUGUAACGUAACAAAAUGUUGAAAAAGUCAAGGGUUCUGAAUACUUUCCGAAGGCACUGAAUACAGGAGGAAAAUAUCUGCGUAUACAGUGGUUCUUCCUUUAAAAGUUUCGAGCUUAUGCCGCGUCCAUUUGUGGUAGUGAGCCUGAGUGGCGCAGUGGUCUAAGGCACUAGCAGUGCUAACUGUGCCACUAGAGAUCCUGGUUCGAAUCCAGGCUCUGUCGCAGCCGGCCGCGACCGGGAGGCACAUGGGCGGCGCACAAUUGGCCCAGCGUCGUCCAGGGUAGGGGAGGGAAUGGCCGGCAGGGAUGUAGCUCAGUUGAUAGAGCAUGGCGUUUGCAAUGCCAGGGUUGUGGGUUCGAUUCCCACGGGGGGCCAGUAUAAAAAAAAUAAUGUAUUCACUAACUGUAAGUCGCUCUGGAUAAGAGCGUCUGCUAAAUGACUAAAAUGUAAUGUAAUGUAAAAUGUAGUGGCAGGUGGUGGUAAAUUGCGUCACUGUCAUUGCACCACACUUCACCAGAGGGAGUUAGAGCGCUGAUCUAUCGGUAGUCUAAACUGUGGCACAAGUCUUCGUAAAUUAAUGGAAUUGUUUUUUGUCCUUGAGUCUCUCUUCUCUGGCACUAGAGUCCUGCAUCAGGCAAAACAUAUAUACACUGCUCAAAAAAAUAAAGGGAUCACUUAAACAACACAAUGUAACUCCAAGUCAAUCACACUUCUGUGAACUCAAACUGUCCACUUAGGAAGCAACACUGAUUGACAAUAAAUUCCACAUGCUGUUGUGCAAAUGGAAUAGACAACAGGUGGAAAUUAUAGGCAAUUAGCAAGACACCCCCCAAUAAAGGACUGGUUUUGCAGGUGGUGACCACAGACCACUUCUCAGUUCCUAUGCUUCCUGGCUGAUGUUUUGGUCACUUUUGAAUGCUGGCGGUGCUUUCAUUCUAGUGGUAGCAUGAGACGGAGUAUACAACCCACACAAGUGGCUCAGGUAGUGCAGCUCAUCCAGGAUGGCACAUCAAUGCGAGCUGUGGCAAGAAUGUUUGCUGUGUCUGUCAGCGUAGUGUCCAGAGCAUGGAGGCGCUACCAGGAGACAGGCCAGUACAUCAGGAGACGUGGAGGAGGCCGUAGGAGGGCAACAACCCAGCAGCAGGACUGCUACGUCCGCCUUUGUGCAAGGAGGAGCAGGAGGAGCACUGCCAGAGCACUGCAAAAUGACCUCCAGCAGGCCACAUAUGUGCAUGUCUGCUCAAACGGUCAGAAACAGACUCCAUGAGGGUGGUAUGAGGGCCCGACGUCCACAGGUGGGGUUGUACUUAAAGCCCAACACCGUGCAGGACGUUUGGCAUUUGCCAGAGAACACCAAGAUUGGCAAAUUCGCCACUGGCGCCCUGUGCUCUUUACAGAUGAAAGCAGGUUCACACUGAGCACAUGUGACAGACGUGACAGAGUCUGGAGACGCCGUGGAGAACGUUCUGCUGCCUGCAACAUCCUCCAGCAUGACCGGUUUGGCGGUGGGUCAGUCAUGGUGUGGGGUGGCAUUUCUUUGGGGUCCGCACAGCCCUCCAUGUGCUCGCCAGAGGUAGCCUGACUGCCAUUAGGUACCGAGAUGAGAUCCUCAGACCCCUUGUGAGACCAUAUGCUGGUGCGGUUGGCCCUGAGUUCCUCCUAAUGCAAGACAAUGCUAGACCUUAUGUGGCUGGAGUUUGUCAGCAGUUCCUGCAAGAGGAAGGCAUUGAUGCUAUGGCCCGCCCGUUCCCCAGACCUGAUUCCAAUUUAGCACAUCUGGGACAUCAUGUCUCGCUCCAUCCACCAACCCCCCGUUGCACCACAGACUGUCCAGGAGUUGGCGGAUGCUUUAGUCCAGGUCUGGGAGGAGAUCCCUCAGGAGACCAUCCGCCACCUCAUCAGGAGCAUGCCCAGGCGUUGUAGGGAGGUCAUACAGGCACGUGGAGGCCACACACACUACUGAGCCUCAUUUUGACGACAUUACAUCAAAGUUGGAUCAGCCUGUAGUGUGGUUUUCCACUUUAAUUUUGAGGGUGACUCCAAAUCCAGACCUCCAUGGGUUGAUAAAUUUGAUUUCCAUUGAUCAUUUUUGUGUGAUUUUGUUGUCAGCACAUUCAACUAUGUAAAGAAAAUAGUAUUUAAUAAGAUUAUUUCAUUCAUUCAGAUCUAGGAUGUGUUAUUUUAGUGUUCCCUUUAUUUUUUUGAGUAGUGUAUGUAGCUGGCGGUGGUCCUGGAGUUGAGAGAGAACUUAGCUUUAAUUCCCCCAUUGUAUUUACCUAACAUGUGGACUGAUGAUUUUUGAAAAAUAGGCACGUGGGCUUUUGGUUUCUCUCCCUCUAAAAACAUAAAUCAUUCUAAAUAACAAACUGGCUUAAUUUACCACAGUGUGAAAGACUGAUAGCCCCUCUAUAUAAAGUGAGUUUCUGAAACACCGAGUCCUUCUUUGCUGAUGUGAAGAAGAAACGUAAUGAAAGAAUCCAGCGAGGAUUUGUCAGCAUAAAGCUGAGUGACUCACUCAUGGUGAUAUUAGAGGAAGAUUUAAUCAGUAUAGGAGAAGAAAUUACAUUCUGCCUUAGAUGUUGUGCUGAAGGCUCUAGCGACAAAAUGAAAAACUUUGGGGAUAGGCAGUCUCCUUGUCUACAUCCCCGAAAAAUAGGGAAUGGACUUGAGUGUAUGCCAUUUAGUAAAAACCAUAGCAACAGGGUUAGCAUAUAACAGAAACCAUAUCGAUAAAAUUAUUUCCCAAACCAAAUUAAUCCAAGACCACAAGUACUGCCAUUCAAGCCUGUCAAAAUCAUUCUCGGCAUCUAGAGACAGCACACUGUCCAGCUGUUUUGUUUCAUGUACACUACCGUUCAGAAGUUUGGGGUCACUUAGAAAUGUCCUUGUUUUUGAAAGUAAAGCAAUUUUUUUUGUCCAUUUUAAAAUUAUAUCAAAUUGAUCAGAAAUACAGUGUAGACAUGGUUAAUGUUGUAAAUGUGUAUUGUAGCUGGAAACGGCAGAUUUUUAAUGGAAUAUCUACGUAGGCGUACAGAGGCCCAUUAUCAGCAACCAUCAGUCCUGUGUUCCAAUGGCAUGUUGUGUUUGCUAAUCCAAUUGUAUCAUUUUAAAAGGCUAAUUGAUCAUAAGAAAACCCUUUUGCAAUUAUGUUAGCACAGCUGAAAACUGUUGUGCUGAUUUAAAGAAGCAAUAAAACAGGCCUUCUUGAGACGAGUUGAGUAUCUGGAGCAUCAGCAAUUGUGGGUUCAAUUACACGAUCAAAAUGGCCAGAAACCAAGAACUUUCUUCUGAAACUCGUCAGUCUGUUCUUGUUCUGAGAAAUGAAGGCUAUUCCGUGCGAGAAAUUGCCAAGAAACUGAAAAUCUCAUACAACGCUGUGUACUACUCCCUUCACAGAACAGUGCAAACUGGCUCUAACCAGAAUAGAAAGGAGUGGGAGUACCCACCCGGUAUUCCGAUUGCUGCAAAUCCAUGGGUUCAAACAGUGAUAACAUUACCAUAUGUGUUGCUUACUGCAUAAAUGUUUACUAAACAGUACAUUCUAAAUAAUAUGUAGUAGUACACAGUAUGUAAUUUAGUUGUAGUAAACAAGACAUUUCGGACACUGCCUGUCUUCAUAAAAUCUAAUCUUUCCUGCUAAGAUAAGAGCUUACACAAUAAACUAAAGCUAUAGAGCCGAUACUCUAUUUGUCAUUGUUGUGUAUUGGGCCUGUGGCUGAGCCUCCCUCUCUCUGUCACUGCAGGAGGCAAAGAAAUGGCAGGAGAGGAAAGAGGCCCUGGAAGCCUUGGAGAAGUUGGCUAAACACCCCAAACUGGAUAAUGGAGACUAUGGAGAUGUGGUUCGAGCACUCAAAAGGGUAGGCAACUCUUUGGUUAACUCUGAGUGAGUGAAGUUACAGUAUGUGUACAGUGCACUGAAUAGCCACUUAAACUCUGUUUGCCUAUUGUAGGUCAUUGGUAAAGACACAAAUGUCAUGCUGGUGUCUCUAGCUGCAAAAUGCCUGGCUGGAUUGGCCUCUGGUCUCAGGAAGAAGUUUGGGACGUAUGCUGGCCAGGUAAGUUCUCCCUUUAGACAGUGACUGAGAAACUAGAGAUACUUAAGAUUAUUGCUUUAUUGUGCAAGACUCUUCUACAAUGGAAACUGUUUGCUAAUCUCCAAUUUUGACUGAUUUGGUUAUUUAAAAUGUUUAUUUUCCUCAAGGUGGUGCCAACUAUUUUGGACAAAUUUAAGGAGAAGAAACCUGCUGUGGUCCAGUCCCUGCAAGAGGCCAUCAAUGCAGUCUUCCUGACAGUGAGUAGGCCAAUUUUAUUCCCACUGAUGAUCCUUUUGGCUCAUAGCUUGCAAUGCACUUUAAAUCUGUGUCAAUGCAGUAUCUCUUUGGCCGUGGAUCUCAACACAAUGUGUAAUUUACUGUUAAUAAGGUGAAAUAUCUGUUUAUUUAGCAGCUCUCUUCAGUCCUUUGUAUAGGCCUUGUGCUAAUCAAUAGUUCCUGUUUCCUUUCUAUAGUUGCCAUUUGAGAAGCAGGUGUAUGCUAGUCUAGAUGGUCAAUGCAUGUGAUUAUCUGUGGGCAUGUACACCUAUUACUGCAUUUCCUUCACUUAGAAUUUACUACAGCUUUUUAAUGUGGAUAGAUGUUUAUUUAGUCAAACGUAAUUCAAGACUCCAUUAGAGGAGCAAAUCCACCCUUGAUUGAUGGACAGUGGUAAGAGUGAAGAUAUUUGCUUUUUGCAUGGGUCUGAAGUUGGCCAAGGGUAAUUUGUGUGAUUUCCAAGAUGACAAACAAGCCAGCAUAUCUUUCAUAUCUUUUUUUCACUUUAUCCACAACAAAUUGUUGAAUGGUAACAACAACAAAAAAGUAAAAUAGAAAAACAGGGUAAUGGCCUAGUUUGUUCUCCCCCCCCAGACCACUCUCCAGAACCUGAGCGAGGACAUGCUGGCCGUGAUGGACAACAAGAACCCGUCCAUCAAGCAGCAGGCCUCUCUGUUCCUGGCCAGGAGUAUCCGUCUCUCGACCCCCUCCACCCUGCCCAAGAGCCUGCUCAAACCCCUCUGUGUUGCCCUGAUCAAGGUUGGUCUGAUCUCAACCAUCCUAUAGGCUUCUAACUGUACAUGUCCACUGGGGGAAAAUAUUUUGUAAACACGCAAUGAUCAGAGUUAAACAUGACAAAUGUUCACAAAAUAAAGGUUAUUGGUCGGUCGGGUGAAGUAUUAUACACCCAGUGGGGAAAAAAAGUAUUUAGUCAGCCACCAAUUGUGCAAGUUCUCCCAUAUAAAAAGAUGAGAGAGGCCUGUAAUUUUCAUCAUAGGUACACGUCAACUAUGACAGACAAAUUGAGAAAAAAAAUCCAGAUAAUCACAUUGUAGGAUUUUUUAUGAAUUUAUUUGCAAAUUAUGGUGGAAAAUAAGCAUUUGGUCACCUACAAACAAGCAAGAUUUCUGGCUCUCACAGACCUGUAACUUCUUCUUUAAGAGACUCCUCUGUCCUCCACUCGUUACCUGUAUUAAUGGCACCUGUUUGAACUUGUUAUCAGUAUAAAAUACACCUGUCCACAACCUCAAAGUCACACUCCAAACUCCACUAUGGCCAAGACCAAAGAGCUGUCAAAGGACACCAGAAACAAAAUUGUAGACCUGUACCAGGCUGGGAAGACUGAAUCUGCAAUAGGUAAGCAGCUUGGUUUGAAGAAAUCAACUGUGGGAGCAAUUAUUAGGAAAUGGAAGACAUACAAGACCACUGAUAAUCUCCCUCGAUCUGGGGCUCCACGCAAGAUCUCACCCUGUGGGGUCAAAAUGAUCACAAGAACGGUGAGCAAAAAUCCCAGAACCACACGGGGGGACCUAGUGAAUUACCUGCAGAGAGCUGGGACCAAAGUAACAAAGCCUACCAUCAGUAACACACUACGCCGCCAGGGACUCAAAUCCUGCAGUGCCAGACGUGUCCCCCUGCUUAAACCAGUACAUGUCCAGGCCCGUCUGAAGUUUGCUAGAGUGCAUUUGGAUGAUCCAGAAGGGGAUUGGGAGAAUGUCAUAUGGUCAGAUGAGAACCUUGUGAAGACUUACAGAAAACGUUUGACCUGUGUCAUUGCCAACAAAGGGUAUAUAACAAAGUAUUGAGAAACUUUUGUUAUUGACCAAAUACUUAUUUUCCACCAUAAUUUGCAAAUAAAUUCAUUUUUCCUAAUUUUGUCUGUCAUAGUUGACGUGUACCUAUGAUGAAAAUUACAGGCCUCUCUCAUCUUUUUAAGUGGGAGAACUUGCACAAUUGGUGGCUGACUAAAUACUUUUUUUCCCCCACUGUGUGUGUGUGUGUAUAUAUAUAUGUAUAUAUAUAUAUAUAUAUGUAUAUAUAUAUAUAUAUAUAUAUAUAUAUAUAUAUAUAUAUAUAUAUAUAUAUAUAUAUAUAUAUAUAUAUAUAUAUAUAUAUAUUUAAAGGUGUGUAUAUACAAGUUCUAAAUUUGCUUUGAGUAGUUUGUGACCCUAGGGUGGCAACGCAUACAUUCUAAGUGGUUUCAAUGGGUCUUUCUACAUUCUGAUUGUUUUAUACUGUUCAAUUAAACUUCAACCAAAAAUAAUUUAUUUCUGCAUUUCCUGCACUCAUUUGAGAUGAUUUCCACACUGCCACGUAGGACUGCAUGAUAUGGGCAAACAAUAUAGGCCUUAUAUUUACACUUGGGUGAAUUGUUGGAAUCAUGGAAAUAGAAUGAUUAUUACUUUGAAUUCAGUGUUUGACAUGACAAUGAAUGAAAAUGCCAUGGAGGAGUUAUUGUGACAGGGUACGAACCUAGGUGAGCCUAUAAUCUUUGGCUACAUUCAAUGUUUUCUCUUAGCUACUUCAUAUCGGUAACAUAUUCAUGCUUCGUGUAUUCCUCUUUGAUUUAGAAGAUACUCUUGCACAAACAUGCAGAUUUAGGUCUACACCAUCACUGAUAUUAUCAGGCUGUAUAGCUAAUUACGUUUGCUCUGACUCAGUACGUUUAUUAGCUAGCUAGCAAUUAGUAUUAGUGGCUAACACAAUUUAGGUCCGACUUGCUAAGAAAAUACAUACUAGCUGUUUGCAGAUGUAAGAAACACGAACUAAUAGUGUAAUUAUAGAACGCUAGUGGAUUUACAUUAAGAAGCAAAGUGAAUAAAGCAUUGUUGUCAUCAACAUUGUUGCAUGUGCUUCAUUGACCAGACUGAACACAAGUCUCGUGGUCGAGGAACAACAAAUGCGCUCCUUGAGUGACGGGGCGGGGCUAGGUCUGUGUGGAAAGCGGCAUGGUGGGAGCGGAGAGAGAUGACUCGAGUAGUGAAGUAAACUAUAAAAAUGGACGUUACACACCGCGUAUCCCAUUUUAACAAACCAAACAUUCAAAUACCGUUAUAGAAGGUAAAGUAAAAACCCAAACCAGUCAGUGCAUCAAUACUGGUAUAUCGUAAAAUACUUAUUUUACACUUAUUUCUAUAAAUCCCCAUUUGAAUAUGGAUAUGGCUCUGUCUGAAUGUAUGACAUAUUGUUGGUUGUUUCUUCUUCAUGGCAGCAAGUGAAUGACCCUGCCCCAGAGGUGAGAGAUGCUGCGUUCGAGGCUCUAGGCACGGCCAUGAAGGUGGCGGGAGAGAAGGCUGUUAACCCCUUCCUGGCAGACCUCGACAAACUCAAGCUUGACAAGGUGAGGGUGUGUGUGUGUGUGUGUGUGUGUGUGUGUGUGUAUACACUACCGUUCAAAAGUUUGCGGUCACUUUGACAUUUCCUUGUUUUCAAAAGAAAAGCAAUUUUGUUGUCCAUUUAAAAUAACAUCAAAUUGAUCAGAAAUACAGUGUAGACAUUAUUCAUGUUGUAAAUGUCUUGUAGCUGGAAACGGCAGAUUUUUUAUGGAAUAUCUACAUAGGCGUACAGAGGCCCAUUAUCAACAACCAUCAGUCCUGUGUUUCAAUGGCACGUUGUGUUUGCUAAACCAAGUUUAUCAUUUUAAAAGGCUAAUUGAUCAUUAGAAAACCCUUUUGCAAUUAUGUUAGCACAGCUGAAAACUGUUGUGCUGAUUUUAAAGAAGCAAUAAAACAGGCCUUCUUGAGACGAGUUGAGUAUCUGGAGCAUCAGCAAUUGUGGGUUCGAUUACAGGCUCAAAAUGGACAGAAACAAUAACUUUCUUCUGAAACUCGUCAGUCUAUUCUUGUUCUGAGAAAUGAAGGCUAUUCCAUGCGAGAAAUUGCCAAGAAAAUGAAGAUCUCGUACAACGCUGUGUACUACUCCCUUCACAGAACAGCGUAAACUGGCUCUAACCAAAAUAGAAAGAGGAGUGGGAGGCCCCGGUGCACAACUGAGCAAGAGGACAAAUACAUUAGUGUCUAGUUUGAGAAACCGAUGCCUCACAGGUCCUCAACUGACAGCUUCAUUAAAUAGUACCCGCAAAACACCAGUCUCAACGUCAACAGUGAAGAGGCGACUCCGGGACAGACGAAUCGAAGUUUGAGGUGGUCGGAUCACAAAGAAGAACAUUUGUGAGAUGCAGACUAAAUUAAAAGAUGCUGGAGGUGGUAAUAUGUAUGUAUGUAUGCAUGUAUGCAUGUAUGCAUGUAUGUAUGCAUGUAUGCAUGUAUGCAUGUAUGCAUGUAUGUAUGCAUGCAUGCAUGCAUGCAUGCAUGCAUAUGCUGGCUGGCUCUAGUAAAAAUUAAGAGACCACUGCACAUUUUUCUUCAAUCACCAUCUCUACAUGUAUGACUUCCAUUCCAGUGUCUGUUGAAUUCCAACAAAGGCACACCUCAUUCUACUGAAUUAGGUACUGAUUAGGUGAUCACCUGAACCAAAUGUUAUUUAACGAGGAAAAGUAUAAAAACCACUGCUGUGGUCAUCACUGUCCUCUUGCAAUAGGACCAGGAGGAUGGCAAAACAGUGCUAAUAGUACCUCAAAUGGAAUAUUAAUCAAAAAAUAACUAUUGACCAUGCCAAAAGGGUUGAAAAGGAAAGUUUCGAGGUAGGAAAAGAAGGGUUCAAUUCUGUCUUUACUGGCAGAGAGAUACAGUGAGCGUCAGGUUGCUUCCAUCCUUAAAAUUUCAAAGACGGCGGUUCAUAAGAACAAGGUCAAGCAGCAGACAUUGGGGACAACAAAGCUACAGACCGGCAGAGGGCGAAAACGACUCUACUGACCGGGAUGACCGCCAACUCAUUCGAAUGUCACUCAACAACUGUAGGAUGACAUCGAGUGACCUACAAAAAGAAUGGCAAACGGCAGCUGGGAUGAAGUGUAUGGCGAGGACGGCUCGAAACAGGCUCCUAGGGGCAGGGCUGAAGUCGUGCAAAGCUAGAAAAAAGCCCUUCAUCAAUGAGAAGCAAAGAAGACCCAGGCUGAGGUUUGCAAAAGACCAUAAGGAUUGGACCGUAGAGGACUGGAGUAAGGUGAUAUUCUCUGAGGAGUCCAAUUUUCAGCUUUGCCUAACACCUGGUAGUCUAAUGGUUAGACGGAGACCUGGAGUGGCCUACAAGCCACAGUGUCUCGCACCCACUGUGAGAUUUGGUGGAGGAUCGAUGAUCUGGGGGUCCUUCAGCAAUGCUGGAAUCAGGCAGAUUCGUAUUUGUGAAGGAUGCAUGAAUCAAGCCACGUACAAGGUUGUCCUGGACGAAAACGUGCUUCCUUUUGCUCUGACAUUGUUCCCCAACUCUGAGGAUUGUUUUUUCCAGCAGGACAAUGCGCCAUGCCACACAGCCAGGUCAAUUAAGGUGUGGAUGGAGGACCACCAGAUCAAGACCCUGUCAUGGCCAACCCAAUCUCCAGACCUGAACCCCAUUGUAAACUUCUGGAAUGUGAUCAAGAGGAAGAUGGAUGGUCACAAGCCAUCAAACAAAGCCGAGCUGCUUGAAUUUUUGCGCCAGGAGUGGCAUAAAGUCACCCAACAUCAAUGUGAAAGGCUGGUUGAGAGCAUGCCAAGACGCAGGGUUAUUCCACCAAAUAUUGAUUUCUGAACUCUUCCUAAGUUAAAACAUUAGUAUUGUGUUGUUUAAAAAUGAACAUGAACUUAAUAUAUUGGCAUUAUUCGAGGUCUAACAACACUAUCAUUUUUGUUAUUUUGACCAGUUUUCAUUUUCUGCAAAUAAAUGCUCUAAAUGACAAUAUUUUUAUUUGGAAUUUGGGAUAAAUGUUGUCAGUAGUUUAUAGAACAAAACAAAAAUGUUAAUUUCACCCAAACACAUACCUAUAAAUAGUAAAACCAGAGAAACGUAAACGUUUGCUGUGGUCUCUUAAUUUUUUCCAGAGCUGUGUAUGUGUGUAUAUACACACACACACACACCUGCUCGCACUCACUCACUCACUCACUCACUCACUCACUCACUCACUCACUCACUCACUCACUCACACACAUUGCCUUUGGAAAGUAUUCAGACCCCUUGACUUUUUCCACAUUUUGUUACGUUACAGCUUAUUCUAAAAUUGAUUAAAUUCUUUUUUUCCCUCAUCAAUCUACACACAUUACCCCAUAAUGACAAAGUAUUACAAAUAAAAAAAUUGAAAUAUCAUCACAUUUACAUAAGUAUUCAGACCCUUUACUCAGUACUUUGUUGAAGCACCUUUUUGCAGCGAUUACAGCCGCGAGUCUUCUUGGGUAUCACGCUACAAGCAUGGCACACCUGUAUUUGGUGAGUUUCUCCCAUUUGUUCUCUGCAGAUCCUCUCAAGCUCUGUCAGGUUGGAUGGGGAGCGUCGCUGCACAGCUAUUUACAGGUCUCUCCAGAGAUGUUUGAUCGGUUUCAAGUCCGGGCUCUGGCUGGGCCACUCAAGGACAUUCAGAGACUUGUCCCAAAGCCACUCCUGCAUUGUCAUGGCUGUGUGCUUAGGGUUGUUGUCCUGUUGGAAAGGUGAACCUUUGCCCCAGUCUGAUGUCCUGAGCGCUCUGGAGCAGGUUUUCAUCAAGGAUCUCUCUGUACUUUGCUCCGUUCAUCUUUGCCUCGAUCCUGACUAGUCUCCCAGUCCCUGCAGCUGAAAAACAUCCCCACAGCAUGAUGCUGCCACCACGUGCCUCACGGUAGGGAUGGUGCCAGGUUUCCUCCAGACGUGAUGCUUGGCAUUCAGGCCAAAGAGUUUAAUCUUGUUUGUCAUGGUCUGAGAGUCUAGGUGCAUUUUGGCAAACUCCAAGCAGGCUGUCAUGUGCCUUUUACUGAGGAGUGGCUUCCGUCUGGCCACUCUACCAUAAAGGCCUGAUUGGUGGAGUGCUGCAGAGAUGGUUGUCCUUCUGGAAGGUUCUCCCAUCUCCACAGAGGAGCUCUGUCAGAGUGACCAUCGAGUUCUUGGUCACCUCCCUGACCAAGGACCUUCUUCCCCAAUGGCUCAGUUUGGCCGGGCGGCCAGCUCUAGGAAGAGUCUUGGUGGUUCCAAACUUCUUCCAUUUAAGAAUGAUGGUGGCCAAUGUGUUCUUGGGGACCUUCAAUGCUGCAGAAAUUAUUUGGUACCCUUCCCUAGAUCUGUGCUUCAACACAAUCCUGUCUCGGAGCUUUAUGGACAAUUCCUUUGACGUCAUGGCUUGCUUUUUGCUCUGACAUGCACUGUUAACUGUGAGACCUUAUAUAGACAGGUACAGUGAGGGGAAAAAAGUAUUUGAUCCCCUGCUGAUUUUGUACGUUUGCCCACUGACAAAGAAAUGAUCAGUCUAUCAAUUUAAUGGUAGGUUUAUUCUCAAGAAAGCACAUAUAUACAUGCCCCUCUGAAGUUUGCCAAUGAACAUCUGAAUGAUUCAGAGGAGAACUGGGUGAAAGUGUUGUGGUCAGAUGAGACCAAAAUUGAGCUCUUUGGCAUCAACUCAACUCGCCGUGUUUGGAGGAGGAGGAAUGCUGCCUAUGACCCCAAGAACACCAUCCCCACCGUCAAACAUGGAGGUGGAAACAUUAUGCUUUGGGGGUGUUUUUCUGCUAAGGGUACAGGACAACUUCACCGCAUCAAAGGGACGAUGGACGGGGCCAUGUACCUUCAAAUCUUGGGUGAGAACCUCCUUCCCUCAGCCAAGGCAUUGAAAAUGGGUCGUGGAUGGGUAUUCCAGCAUGACAAUGACCCAAAACACACGGCCAAGGCAACAAAGGAGUGGCUCAAGAAGAAGCACAUUAAGGUCCUGGAGUGUCCUAGCCAGUCUCCAGACCUUAAUCCCAUACAAAAUCUUUCGAGGGAGCUGAAGGUUCGAGUUGUCAAACGUCAGCCUCAACCUUAAUGACUUGGAGAAGAUCAGCAAAGAGGAGUUGGACAAAAUCCCUCCUGAGAUGUGUGCAAACCUGGUGGCCAACUACAAGAAACGUCUGACCUCUGUGAUUGCCAACAAGGGUUUUUCCACCAAGUACUAAGUCAUGUUUUGCAGAGGGGUCAAAUACUUAUUUCCCUAAUUUAAAAUGCAAAUCAAUUCAUAACAUUUUUGACAUGUGUUUUUCUGGAUUUUUUUGUUAUUCUGUUUCACUGUUCAAAUAAACCUACCAUAAAAAUUGUAGAAUGAUCAUUUCUUUGUCAUUGGGCAAACGUACAAAAUCAGCAGGGGAUCAAAUAGUUUUUUCCCUCACUGUAUGUGCCUUUCAAAAUCAUGUCCAAUCAAUCGAAUUUACCACAGGUGGACACCAAGUUGUAGAAACAUCUCAAGGACGGUCAUUGGAAGCAGGAUGCAUCUGAGCUCAAUUUCGAGUCUCAUAGCAAAGGGUCUGAAUACUUUUGUAAAUAAGGUAUUUCUGUUUUUUAUGUAAUACAUUUGCAAAAAUGUCUAAACCUAUUUUCGCUUUAUCAUUAUGGGGUAUUGUGUGUAGAUUGCUGAGAAAAAUAUUUAAUAUAUUUUAGAAUAAGGCUGUAACGUAACAAAAUGUGUAAAAAGUCAAGGGGUCUGAAUUAUUUCUGAAGGCACUAUUAUCUCCACUGCUAGUAUGGAUAAAUGGUUUUACACUUUUCAGGGCUCCAAACUUUUUCCUCUGGUGCCACUAACAUUUUCAGAUGGUGGCACCAGCCCAUGAUUUGGCCGCACCAAAAUUGAUGCUGCGUCACUUAAUAAAAGGGCAUUAAUUUUACGAUGUUAUUCACUGUGCUACUGAGACGGUAUGAUUCAGGGUAGUGGGUUCGAUCCCCGAGACCACCCAUACACAAAAAUGCAUGCACGCAUGACUGUAAGUCGCUUUGGAUAAAAGCGUCUGCUAAAUGGCUUAUUAUUAUUAUUAUUAUUAAGAAAUAAGUUGAUUUAAACAAGCAGGAAUGCGUGAUCAAUUUAUUCUGAUGUGCAACCUAAACCAGUGAUUGUCAUACAUUUCUGGGUUGACAAUUAGGCUAUUGUUGAUAUAUUUUAAUCUCAAAGUAGGGCUCCAGAAUCGCAGAUUUCUUUUGUUCAAUAGAGAUGAAUUUACUUAACUUUUUUGUACAAAAGUUGGGGCUAGUUCACCAUCUGGGGAAGUUGAGACACAAUACACAUUAGCUAGAUCACUAAAUAUAAUAUGUUGCUUGUUAGCCAUGUAAUUUAUUAAUCUAACAGUACAUUUUAUGUCCUAAAAACAGACUCAUGCUUCCUGCGCUCCGUAUAUCUCAAAGCCACCAGAUACUUUGGUUUAAAACUAAAUGCAUGCUCUUCAAUCGAACGCUGCUGGCACCCGCCCACCCGACUAGAAUCACUACUCUCGACGGGUCUGACCUACAGUAUGUGGACAACUACAAAUACCUAGGUGUCUGGUUAGACUGUGAACUCUCCUUCCAGACUCACAUUAAGAAUCUCCAAUCCAAAGUUAAAUCUAGAAUCGGCUUCGUAUUUCACAACAAAGCCUCCUUCACUCAUGCUGCGAAACAUGCCCUCGUAAAACUGACUAUCCUACUGAUCCUUGACUUCGGCGAUGUCAUUUACAAAAUAGCCUCCAACACUCAACUCAGCAAAUUGGAUGUAGUCUAUCACAGUCCAAUCCGUUUUGUCUCCAAAGCCCCAUACACUACCCACCACUGUGACCUGUAUGCUCUUGUUGGCUGGUCCUCACUACAUGUUCGUCGUCAAACCCACUGGCUCCAGGCCAUCUAUAAAUCACUGCUAGGCAAAUCCCCGCCUCAUCUUAGCUCAUUGGUCACCAUAGCAGCACCCACCCGUAGUCUGCGCUCCAGCAGGUAUAUCUCACUGGUCAUCCCCAAAGCCAACACCUCCUUUGGCCGCCAUUCCUUCCAGUUCUCUGCUGCCAAUGACUGGAACGAAUUGCAAAAAUCUCUGAAGCUGGAGACUCUUAUCUCCCUCAAUAACUUUAAGCAUCAGUUGUCAGAGCACCUUACCGAUCACUGCACCUGUACUCAGCCCAUCUGAAAUUAGCCACCCAACUACCUCAUCCCUAUACUGUUAUUUAUUUUGCUCUUUUGCACCCCAGUAUCUCUAUUUGCACAUAAUCUCUUGCACAUCUAGCAUUCCAGUGUUAAUACUAAUUGUAAUUAUUUUGCACUAUAGCCUAUUUAUUGCCUUACCUCCAUAACUUGCUACAUUUGCACACACUGUAUAUAUAUUUUCUACUCUGAGCGCACAGGGAGAAACUGGCACAGGGGCAGACCAGACACUUUCAUGCAGAAGUCAGAAUAUUAUUGCACUGAAGGCUACUGUUUGACCAAAUCAUAGUUUUAGCCACCCCAAAAAUAUAACGUUUUGAGUGAAGUGACCAACUAGAAUUUGCAGCUCACACUGACGCACCCAAUUAAAACAUUAAGCAAAAUAAUCACUCUGGAUCCCUGCUUUUGGUCACUUCCUACCUGCCUUUAUUCAACUUCAAAUAAAAUAGCUGUUGCAGUGCUUUCAGAGCGAGUUUCUUAUGGAAAUAUAUAGUGUUAGUAUUGUUGACAUAUUUCUGAUUUGUUAUCUUUGUUUUAGAGAUAUGUCAUUGUUGUUGCCCUCAGGCCAUCUUGUUGCUCAGAUGGAUAAAAUCCAAGUGUGUUUUCUUAAUGCUAUUUUCCUCUCAAAGAUUAAAGAAAGUGCAGACAAUGUGGAGCUGGCUGAAGGAAAGAAGGGAAGAGGAGCGGAGAAAGUGAAACUUGGUUCCAAGGCGCAGCCACAGUCCGAGGCCCCAGCCAAACCCUCAAGGCCCCCUAAAAAGGCCCCUGUGUCUAAGGUGAGAGGGCGUGACUCUUAUUGUAUGUUUUGUCUCUCCGUAGUGUGUUUGCAUGCCAUGGUGGUCCUUGUCAGGUUUGUUGCACAAAAUGUUUCAAUGUGUCUUUAGAGGGGUUCAAUUGAACUUUAACUUUUUAAAGUUCAUUGUAAUCAUUUUGACUAUAUACAGUACAGUAGAGCAGCUUGUUUUUCACUCUAACCAAUAGAGCUUGAAAACCAGUGAACAAUCCAUGGGAAAGACGCUAGGAGGUAUUUGCAUUAAUGCUUUUCAACACGUUCUUGUGUGAUCCACUAAACCAGUGACCACAGAGUACCUAGAGCCCCAGGGACAGUGUUUCUUUAGCUAAGCACAGAGCUGAGAUGCUUGUAGGGUCUCCUCUUCAUUAAAAGGCUUUGGUCAAAACCAUGAUAGGUGGGGGGUUUAAUGUUGAAGCUGGACAUAUGGACAACCUGCUGGUAAUAUUAGUGCAAUGAAUGCAGUGUGGGACAAUGUAAUCUCUGCUGACUCCCAAAGCAUCUAUGUGGUCAUCUAUGCUGUUUUAUUCUACAGCAGUGGCUCCUCAAUGGUGGGUUGCAGCCAGUGUUUGGUCAUGGCUAAAGGCUGGAUUGUGGUUUUCCUGUUUUUUAAAAUUGCUCUCAAUAUACGUUUUAAAAAUGUUUCCCUAAUGUGUUAUAAAAAUACAAGGAUCUGUUUGUUCAAAAAUCUGGUUUGAUCUGUUGUCUAGGAUGUUAGCGUUGCUAAGAAAGGGAAGCCUGGGGCAGCAGGAGGACCAGGAGCCAAUAGUAAGAAGCCUGCCGAAACCAAAGAGAUCAUGGAGACUGAGCUCUCGGUGAGUACUCACAUCUUAAGUGUCUAUAUAGUCAUCAAUAAAUUACUCAAUAUUAAAUAGAUACAAGUCUCAAAUGACAGCCCAUUCCCCCUAUAGUGCACUAAUAUUUAGCUCUGGAAUAGGGUGUCAUUUGAUACGGCUCAGGUCAAAAGUACGUAUUAACUGUGUUCUCAGGUGGAGGUGUGUGAUGAGCUGGCCGCAGCGGUGCUGCCUGCCUCCUGUGUGAAGAUGCUGGACAGCUCCAACUGGAAGGAGAGGCUGGCCAGCAUGGAAGAAUUUUACAAGGUCAGCAGUAUUUAUGUAUUCACUUUCUCGUCGUUGUUUCUACAUCUACUCUCUUACAACAUUCGUUCUCGCAGCAAAAGUCUGCCUAAGAACAGCCCUUGAGUAGCCUUGCACCAGCCUUGGCUUGUGUGAGAGUAGGAAUGGCUCAUAGGAGCAGGAGCAUAUCGCCUGUUUCUGUAUCGUGAGGCAGCUAGACGUACAAGUACACCACCUGGACAGGACGCUGAUCUAUCGCAGGGCCUUACCCCCAAUCUAUCUCCUUAAUGCUGAGUGUCAUCAGGUCUAGGGUUGAAUAUUUUCCUGGUAUUUUACAAAUGUUCCAUCCCGAGAAUAAAUCCCAUUUCUCCUGGGUACCCCGGUAUUUCCCGCCCAAACCCAAAGUGUCAUUCUUCUAAAGCAUAUAAAUAUAUAUACAAAUAUUUUACUGAGUUACAGUUCAUAUAAGGAAAUCAGUCAAUUGAAAUCAAUUAAUUAGGCUCUAAUCUAUGGAUUUCACAUGACUGGGAAUACACAUACCUUAAAAGGUAAGGGCGUGGAUCAGAAAAUCACUCAGUAUCUGAUGUGACUAGGGUUUUGCCGGUCAUGAAAUUUUGUCAGCCGGUGAUUGUCAAGCAAAUAAAUGCUGAUUUCAAGGUAAUUUACUAUUAAUUAACAUAAAUAGUGGGCUCCCGAGUGGCGCAGCGGUCUAAGGCACUGCAUCUCACUGCUUGAGGCCCCCUGGUUCGAUUCCAGGCUGUAUCACAACCGGCCGUGAUUGGGAGUCCCAUAGGGCGGCGCACAAUUGGCCCAGUGUCGUCCGGGUUUGGCCGGUGUAGUCCGUCAUUGUUAAUAAGAAUGUGUUCUUAACUGACUUGCCUAGUUAAAUAAAAUACAAAAUAAAAUAAACACAUUUAGCGUCUCCUGGCUUCCACCCAUAGCCUACAGACCUUUGGAACAUUAAAAAGUCUAAUAAAUCCUUUUAAUAUAGCCUACACCAUCACAAUAAAUCCAUUAUUUUAGACAGGUCUAAAGAAACAUAUGAAGAAAAUGUAGUCUAUUUCAGAAGAACGGAAUAGCAUACUCUGAGUUGUCCUUAUGUUAGGCCCUGAUCCGGCUAUGCCAUAUAGCUGUGGGCUACACUAGUUAAUUUAGCAGACAAUAUUGGCUUAGAAUUCCGUGGCAUUAUUUUAUAGUACGAAGGAUGAAAAAUGUAUGCACUCACUAACUGUAAGUCGCUCUGGAUAAGAGUGUCUGCUAAAUGACUAAAAUGUAAAUAAAAUAAUACAAUUAAACAGCUAAAUAAAAUAGAAAUAAUGUUUUCUCAUUACGAUUUGAGGUAGUGCGUACAUGCGGCGAUUCUGUGAGCGGUUAACAAAAAAACAAGUCCUCCUAUAUGCUUAAUUUAGAGUUAUGUAUGCAAUUUUAGUUGUGAUACAAACGUUGGGCUAUAUGUUUGGAUUUUCAAUACAUUCUAAGGCUGCAUGAUGCGACUAGUGAUUAUUUGAAAAAAGUUGCAUGAAAGGCAUGAGCUCUGCUUUGUUUCUUCCACGUACUUCAUCAGUCUCAUUCACAAUUUGACAAGCACUUGAUAAUGCCUCGAAUUUCCCAGUGGCAUCCCCCUAGUGUGGCUGUAAUGCCCUUUUAAAAAAUCCAUGCCUUUUGCGGCCAGUGGCCGUUGUGCCCUUGGGCUGAAAAUAAUAAUUCCCUUCUCCCGGCUGCAUUUUCCGAAGCGCCUCUCACUCACAUGGCUCCCUCAGAUAUCUCAAUUCUUAGUAGCCAAUGCCCGUCACAUGAUCAGGUUCUUCUCACAGGCAUCUAUCUCAGCUCCGAAGAAGGCUAAAAGUGAAGACUGACACAUCGGGGACGCAACUAAGUGCGUCCUUAUCAAAUUCCGAGGUUCAUAUUGAAGAUGUUAGAACUGUCCACAUUUUACUUUUCGUCAGCCAACAAGAUGAGUAGGCCUAACGAACAGCAAAAGCACUAGCCUAUGUCAAUCUACUAUCCCCCAUAGUACAAAAGUUGACCUAUUCUAUUGGUCAACUUGUCCUUCUGUACGAGAAAUAAAUAUUCCAAACAUACUCUGGGACAGUUGUGGGAUGUGAUAUAUCCCUAAAUUAAUACAACCACUCGCAUCAAAAAAGCAAUGAAGCUGAUGCAGGUAGCUUAGUGGGUAAGAGCGUUGUGCCAGUAACCGAAAGGUCGCUGGUUCUAAUCCCCAAGCUGACUAGGUGAAAAAUCUGUCUAUGUGCCCUUAAGCAAGGCACUUAACCCUAAUUGCUCCUGUAAGUCGCUCUGGAUAAGAGUGUCUGCUAAAUGACAAAAAUGUAAUGUAAAUGUAAUGCAAUAGAUCAGAAUGUUUAGCUUAAAUGUUGAUAAACUAUUAGGCUAUUUCUUCACGUAAGUGCAGCAAUGCGCACGCAGCAGUAGACUACAAGAGCUAAUGUUCCAUAAUACAAUCAAUUAGCGGGAAAACGCCAUUCUCAAAGUGACCACAAAAGCGAUUUUAUGCAUGUAAUGCUUUAUUAUAAAGGUGCAUUUUAUGGUGAAAAUGAUCUUAACCAAACAUGAAACUCGCGCUCCGCCUAUGUCUGCCAGUUAGGCUCUACACCGGUUGUAAAGCGGGUAAUGUGCUUCCAUUUUAGAAGUAAUUUGGCCACUUUAGUUGUGAUACAAACCUUAUCAAAACAUAUAAGCCUUUGGGCUAGGCAACAUGAGGUGUUGGGUUUAUGAUAAAAAAAUAAAAGGCAUGCGCCGUUUCUUGCCUUACUGCAUACAAGCUGGGCAUCAUUCACAAGUCAUAGGCUAAUAUUGUGACCCAUCAGACGAUUCUUGAUUUAAUCUUGUCUUUACAUAUACUAAGUAAUAUAUGUGUGAAAUCAGUUUUGAUUUAAAGUAGACCAUUAUCAUGCCGCUGUCUCAGAACAGGGGCAGGGGAACAAAAUAGUGAAUAGAGGACACUUUGCCCGUGGUUAAUAUUCAUGCUGGCCAGGUAGGCUAUACUCCUGUUGUAAAGCGAAGCAGUGUGCUUAAUAUUAGGGAAGUUGAGAAAUAAAGGUAGUAGGCCUAGCUUAUAGAAAGUUGAUGGGAUCCUCUUUUUUUUAAUAGAGGCCAUCCAAAACUGUUUUCUCGUGCAAUUGCAUAGCCUAUAGAAAUGUUGCUCAACAUGAGCUCAAGGGCUCUCAUGAAGUGAUUUGAUUUAGAUUUUCGAUAACAUCUGCAUUGAUGUCAGAGUGAUUAGAGGGACAAAAAUUAGUGCUUUGUACAAGGCUGUUAGCAAGUUUUGUAGGCUACUAAUGACCAUCAAUAGCAUCAGAGCUUGUAGAAGCCUAGUUACCGUGACUAAACGGUCACGUGGAAUUUGACUGGGGUCAUGACUCUUGACUGCCGGUGUAGUGGUAAUACGGUCACUGUAACAGCCCUAGGUGGUACCACCAUUUGACUCAUGCAGCGCGACACAUCUCCUUCGUAUAGAGUUAAUCAGGCUGUUGAUUGUGGCCUUUGAAAUGUUGUCCCACUCUUCAAUGGCUGUGCGAAGUUGCUGGAUAUUGGUAGGAACUGGAACGCUCCGUCGAUCCAGAGCAUCCCAAACUUGCUCAUUGGGUGACAAGUCUGGUCUGUAUGCAGGCCAUGGAAGAACUGGGACAUUUUCAGCUUCCAGGAAUUCGGUACAGAUCCUAGCGACAAUCUUAGUAACAUGAUACAAAAAUACCCAUCAAAAUCCAUCAGUUUAAGCUAAAAUGUAUUUUUUUGUAUGAGCUCCGUCUCAAUCCACCGCAUCCGCCUAUGUCGCUGCAUCUGCGGUGGAAAAUGCAUUAUCAUGCUGAAACAUGAGGUGAUGGCGGCGGAUGAAUGGCACGACAAUGGGCCUCAGGUUCUCAUCACGGUAUCUCUGUGCACUCAAAUUGCCAUUGAUGAAAUUCAAUUGUGUUCGUUGUCAAUGGCUUAUGCCUGGCCAUACAUAACCCCACCGCCACCAUGCGGCACUCUUCACAAUGUUGACAUCAGCAAAAGUGUAUGUAAUACACGUGGUCUGCGGUUGUGAAGCCGGUUGGACAUGCUGCCAAAUUCUCUAAAACGGUGUUGGAUGCGGCUUAAAAUGAACUUUAAAUUAUCUGGCAACAGCUCUGGUGGACAUUACUGCAAUCAGCCUGCCAAUUGCACGCUCCCUCAACUUGAGACAUCUGUGGGAUUGUGUUGUGACAAAAUUGCUAAUAUUAGUGGCCUUUUGUGCCCAGCACAAGGUGCACCUGUGUAAUGAUCAUGCUGUUUAAUUAGCUUCUUGAUAUGCCACACCUGUUAGGUGGAUGUAUUAUCUUGGCAAAGGAGAAAUGCUCACUUAAUAGGGAUGGAAACAAAUUUGUGCACAACAUUUUAGAUAAAUAAGCUUUUGGUGCGUAUUUCAACUCAUGAAACAUGGGACCAACACUUUACAUGUUGUGUUUAUAUUUUUGUUCAGUGUAUGUCUGGAUUUGAUUAGAGCUUUGACCGUCAUGAAAAUGAAAGCGUGAUGCUACAUAAGUCCGAUGAUCCAUAUAUUAACCCCCUAGAGUCUGACGCACCAGUGCGUCAAUCUUAGUAACAUUAUACAAAAAUAGCCAUCAAAAUCCGUCAGUUUAAGCUAAAAUGUAUUUUUUUGUAUGGGCUCCGUCUCAAUCCACCGCAUCCGCCUAUGUCGCUGCAUCUGCGGUGGAAAGUGGCAGAGCUACAGCGCUGUUUGUCAGACCAGGAGGUGUCCCGAAAAUGUGUCUUCUCACAAAAACGUCUGUAGCUUCGAACGGUUUGGCCUACCACUCUAUACGGAAGACUCUCACGAUGGUGUUCUCCGUUUUGCUCUACGACCCCCACAAGUGUCACGGGACUUGUCUGAAGGUAACCCAUACAAAUGAAUGGAAGUCGUUUUGUGCCAACAAAAAUAAGGGGUUAAAUAUGUUAAAACAUACAUAAUACUUAUUGUGCCUAGGACAGACACAUUCAUAAAUGGCAGUAAGAAAAUCAUGUUUUGAAGUGUCUGUCCUAGGGCCAAGAAGUAUUUUUAUUUUAUAGAUUUUUUUUACACUUUGUUUUUUUUGCCAUUUUUGAAUAUGUUAUUCAAUGCGUUUCUAUGGGCUACAGUAAUAAAGGCCAAAUUGAAUAUUUUAUCCCAAAACAUUUUUGGGAUGCCUAAAGGGUCCUAAAAUAAAAAAUCAAAUAGCUAAAUGAUCCAUGGUAUGACCUUAAAACAAUUCCAUAUGUCAGCUUAAAACUGCAUCUGCAGUUUAAAGAUGCACUAUGCAGAAAUCCCUCCGCCAUUUCCUGGUUGCUAAACUUCUAAUAGUUUGCCUAAUUUCAGUUCUUGUAACAAAACUAGCAAGUAUAGUGCAGUCAUUGUACAAUCUAAACCGAUGUGAAAUAUCUUUCCCAUAACUGAAAAUAUUGUGUUUUCAGCUGUUUUCAAGCUGGUGUACAAAACCGAAAGUAAGACGCAAAAAUGAAACUUAAGCAGGGGAAGCAUUUGAAAUAUAGCACACACAGAACAUACAGUUGAAGUCGGAAGUUUACAUACACCUUAGCCAAAUACAUUUAAACUCAAUUUUUCACAAUUUCUAACAUUUAAUCCUAAUAAAAAUACUUGCUAGUUUUGUCACAAGAACUGAAAUUAGGCAAACUAUUAGAAGUUUAGCAACCAGGAAAUGGCGGAGGGAUUUCUGCAUAGUGCAUCUUUAAACUGCAGAUGCAGUUUUAAGCUGACAUAUGGAAUUGUUUUAAGGUCAUACCAUGGAUCGUUUAGCUAUUUGAUUUUUUAUUUUAGGACCAUUUAGGCAUCCCAAAAAUAUUGUGUUUUCAGCUGUUUUCAAGCUGGUGUACAAAACCGAAAGUAAGACGCAAAAAUGAAACUAAAGCAGGGGAAGCAUUUGAAAUAUAGCACACACAGAACAUACAGUUGAAGUCGGAAGUUUACAUACACCUUAGCCAAAUACAUUUAAACUCAAUUUUUCACAAUUUCUGACAUUUAAUCCUAAUAAAAAUUCCCUGUCUUAGGUCAGUUAGGACCACCACUUUAUUUUAAGAAUGUGAAAUGUCAGAAUAAUAGUAGAGAAUGAUUUAUUUCAGCUUUUAUUUCUUUCAUCACAUUCCCAGUGGGUCAGAAGUUUACAUACACUCAAUUAGUAUUUGGUAGCAUUGCCUUUACAUUGUUUAACUUGGGUAAAACGUAUCGGGUAGCAUUCCACAAGCUUCCCACAAUAAAUUUGGUGAAUUUUGGCCCAUUCCUCCUGACAGAGCUGGUGUAACUGAGUCAGGUUUGUAGGCCUCCUUGCUCGCACACGCUUUUUCAGCUCUGCCCACACAUUUUCUAUAGGAUUGAGGUCAGGGCUUUGUGAUGGCCACUCCAAUACCUUGACUAUGUUGUCCUUAAGCCAUUUUGCCACAUCUUUGGAAGUAUGCUUAGGGUCAUUAUCCAUUUGGAAGACCCAUUUGCGACCAAGCUUUAACUUCCUGACUGAUGUCUUGAGAUGUUACUUCAAUAUAUUCACAUAAUUUUCCUUCCUCAUGAUGCCAUCUAUUUUGUGAAGUGCACCAGUCCUUCCUGCAGCAAAGCACCCCCACAGCUUGAUGCUGCCACCCCUUUGCUUCAUGGUUGGGAUGGUGUUCUUCGGCAUGCAAGCCUCCCCUUUUUCCUCCAAACAUAACGAUUGUCAUUAUGGCCAAACAGUUCUAUGUUUGUUUCAUCAGACCAGAGGACAUUUCUCCAAAAAGUACAAUCUUUGUCCCCAUGUGCAGUUGCAAACCGUAGUCAGGCUUUUUUAUGGCGGUUUUGGAGCAGUGGCUUCUUCCUUGCUGAGCAGCCUUUCAGGUUAUGUUGAUAUAGGAUGUGUUUUACUGUGGAUGUAGAUACUUUUGUACCUGUUUCCUCCAGCAUUUUCACAAGGUCCUUUGCUGUUGUUCUGGGAUUGAUUUGCACUUUUCGCACCAAAGUAUGUUCAUCUCUAGGAGAUAGAACUUGUCUCCUUCCUGAGCGGUAUGACGGCUGCGUGGUCCCAUGGUGUUUAUACUGGCGUACUAUUGUUUGUACAGAUGAACGUGAUACCUUCAGGCAUUUGGAAAUUGCUCCCAAGGAUGAACCAGACUUGUGGAGGUGUACAAUUGUUUUUCUGAGAUCUUGGCUGAUUUCUUUUGAUUUUCUCAUGAUGUCAACCAAAGAGGCACUGAGUUUGAAGGUAGGCCUUGAAAUACAUACACAGGUACACCUCCAAUUGACUGAAAUGAUGUCAAUUAGCCUACCAGAAGCUUCUAAAGCCAUGACAUUAUUUUCUGGAAUUUUCCAAGCUGUUUAAAGGCACAGUCAAUUUAUUGUAUGUAAACUUCUGACCCACUGGAAUUGUGAUACAGUGAAUUAUAAGUGAAAUAAUCUGUCUGUAAACAAUUGUUGGAAAAAGUACUUGUGUCAUGCACAAAGUAGAUGUCCUAACCAACUUGCCAAAACUAUAGUUUGUUACCAAGAAAUUUGUGGAGUGGUUGAAAAACGAGUUUUAAUGACUCCAACCUAAGUGUAUGUAAACUUCCGACUUCAACUGUAUCUACCCCCUCUUAGACUUGCUUUAAAUGAGAAUGACAGAUCUAUAACUCACAUUUCUAUAUGAAUUUGGUCAGGUCGCCGAAAUAGUGACACAUUGCAGCUUAAAAAUCUUUAUAAUAAAUAAGGUGACCCCCGAAAGCCAGAUAGAGAUGUGUAAAUUUGGCCUUAUAUUACUGUUGCAUAGGCUAUGCUGCAGCAAAUGUAGGCCUACCUAUCACAGAUUGUUUUUGCCAUGAUGCAUUGUGAACUGUGCUCCCUAUGGAGAUGCUCUGUCUGUCCCCUCCCUGAUUAAUCAUGCAAAUAGCAGAGAGAAGGCUGUAGAGAAGCCAGCACAACAUUUUAAGUACCAUUUCACGUCAUGAUGUUCAUAGAAAUAAUUUACUGGAUCUCAAAUAUAUUUAUCCUGGGAAAUGGUAGUGGGUUUGGGCGGGAAAUCUCAGUAACCCGGUUCCUGCUAUUCAACCCUAAUUGGAUCCCAUUUUUACUAUCUUUGCAAUGACUCUGGAUCGAACUCCCAACCUUCUAAUCUCAGGGUGGACACUCUACCCACAAGGCCACUGAGUUGUUACAAGAACAGCCCUUAGCCGUGGUGUACAGUAUAUUGGCCAUAUACCACACCCUUAAUGCUUAAUUGAGACACACACCAGGCGUUACACAUUCAAAGUCAUCCUGUAUGAGUACAUGAUGCUAACCCAUCUGUUCUAACCUCUCGCCUCCAGGUUGCGGAGCAAAUGGACAUCAGUGAGAUGCCCUGUCAGGCUCUGGUCCGCCUGCUGGCCAAGAAACCUGGCUGGAAGGAGACCAACUUCCAGGUACCUAACAUACCUACCACAUUCAACUGGGGGUUGUCCAGAGAGAGUAGAUUUCUGCCUAAAUGUUUUGGGUCUCUAUAAUAGUUGAUGGUGCCUCUUGCCAAUGAAAGAUGCUAUUUAAUGGUCUAGUGAUAAGACCAACUGCAGGCGAGCAAAACAAACUAUUUUAUAAUAGAGUCACAAUAUCAACUGUGUCCAAACAUGUCAACAGGAUGAUUUCACCUGCAUACUGUAUUUAAAAUUAGUUGGUUGAAGUGUGCUUAAACAGCCUACAAAAUGUUCAGUGUUGUGACAUGCCUCCAGGUGAUGCAGCUAAAGCUCCAGGUGGUGGCAGUGGUGGCCCAGAGGGGCAGGUUCUCUAAGACGUCUGCCUCUGUGGUGCUGGAUGCCCUGGUGGAGAAAGUGGGAGAUGUCAAGUGUGGAGGGAAGGCCAAGGACGCCCUGACGGCCAUAGGAGAGGCCUGCUCUUUGUCCUGGAUUUCUGAACAGGUAACAGACUGGAUACACUGAACAUGGCCAGGGUCAUGUUCAUUAGGGAACACAACAGAAAACGGUUUGCAACUGUAAAGGAAAAUUAAUGUAUUGUACAAGUCCAGGUCUGUCAAUGCCAAGUAGUUGAACUGGAACCCAUGGCUUGCUUCAAAAUGUGCUUUUGUUUUGUUCAGUUAUUACUUAAAGAAAGGAGGGAAGGAUGCGUGUGAACAUUCCUUGGAUAUCACAUUGUUACCCACUGGUGCAGUUUGUCGAUUGUUUUUGUUUUUUUCUCACUGAGAUUACCUGACACCAUUGAUUUACUUUAUUGUGAACCAAACUGCAGACAAUCCACUAACCACUCUGACCACUCCAGGUUGUGUCAUUGGCCUUUGCCCAGAAGAACCCGAAAAACCAAGCUGAGACACUGAAUUGGCUGGCCAAUGCCAUGAAGGAAUUUGGCUUCACAGGGUAAGUUAUCAUCACACAGGUCAGGUCUUAUAUUCCAUUGGAGUGUUGUCAGCGCUUUCUUGUCUCAAUAAUUGGUAUUGAAUCAAUCAAGCAUGUCCUCUCCUUUUCCAGAAUCAAUGUGAAAGCUUUUAUCAAACACAUCAAGACUGCUUUGGGUGCCUCCAAUCCUGUGAGUGUUACUGCUGCUCGAGCUAAUAUCUAUUUGUUGAGUGUCUGGCUUUAUUUGUCUGCUGCUAUUUGGAAUUUGUCAGUCAGCUUGUAUGCAUUAUGGUUAAAAACAUUUGUACUUUGCUAUGUUUCCUUAGAUUGACAUUUCUGGGUCUUCAUUCCUUGCUCUUAUAGAGCUCUGUGGUAGAUGGAUUGGUUGACAAUUUGACUGGUGUAGUUAUUUAAAUAACGGUGAAGAAACUAAUGAGUCUCUGCCUUUUUAACGUGUGUUUCUACCAGGCUAUACGAACAGCAGCCAUCUCUCUGCUGGGGAUGAUGUACCUGUACAUGGGCGCCUCACUGCGUAUGUUCUUUGAGGACGAGAAGGCUGCCCUGCUCGCUCAAAUCGACACAGAGUUUGACAAGGUAGGAUUUUAGUUGACACAUCUUCAUAAAUCUCUCUCAAGCUGACUUGACACUUGGAGUACCUAGUAUGUUGAUGUAUCUAUCCUUAAAUGUAGCUACCAAAUAAUGUGCCUUUCGAUCAAAUACUUUUCUAAUUGUGAAGUAAGUAACCUAUUGUGAAAUAAUUGGAUUAUGGCCUCUUAAAUGCCUAUAAAUGAAUUUCACAUUAAAUAUUAUCAGUGCAAGAAUGCUUACUUGUUUGUUUUUUCUUUGACAUUGUUGCCAGGCGUAACUUUGUUUCCAUAUUGACUCUGUGAUUGACUCAUCUUGGUUCUGCUGUGUCACAGAUGCAGGGCCAGACUCCCCCUUCCCCCACUAGAGGGUCCACCAAAAGGACAGGUGGGCAGGAGGAGGGAGAAGAGUCCAAGGAACAGGAGGAAGAGGGGAGUGCCGGUGACAUCAUGGACUUCCUGCCUCGCACUGAUAUCAGGUUAGCACAUACAGUACCAGUCAAAAGUUUGGACACACCUACUCAUUCCAUGGUUUUUCUUUAUUUUUACUAUUUUCUACAUUGUAGAAUAAUAGUGAACACAUCAAAACUAUGAAAUAACACAUAUGGAAUCAUGUAGUAACCAAAAAAGUGUUAAACAAAUCAAAAUAUAUUUUAGAUUCUUCAAAGUAGCCACCCUUUGCCUUGAUGACAGCUUUGCACACUCUUGGCAUUCUCUCAACCAGCUUCACCUGGAAUGCUUUUCCAACAGUCUUGAAGGAGUUCCCACAUAUGCUGAGCACUUGUUGGCUUCUUUUCCUUCACUCUGCGGUCCAACUCAUCCCAAACCAUUUCAAUUGGGUUGAGGUUGGGUGAUUGUGGAGGCCAGGUCAUCUGUUGCAGCACUCAAUCACUUUCCCUCCUUGGUCAAAUAGCCCUUACACAGCCUGGAGGUGUGUUGGGUCAUUGUCCUGUUGAAAAACAAAUGAUAGUCCCACUAAGCACAAACCAGAUGGGAUGGCGUAUUGCUGCAGAAUGCUGUGGUAGCCAUGCUGGUUAAGUGUGCCUUGAAUUCUAAAUAAAUCAGAGACCGUGUCACCAGCAAAGCACCAUCACACCACCUCCUCCAUGCUUCACGGUGGGAACCACACAUGCAGAGAUCAUCCUUUCACCUACUCUGCAUCUCACAAAGACAUGGCUGUUGGAACCAAAAAUCAGUCCAAAGGACAGAUUUCCACCGGUCUAAUGUCCAAUGCGCGUGUUUCUUGGCCCAAGCAAGUCUCUUCUUCUUAUUGGUGUCCUUUAGUAGUGGUUUCUUUGCAGCAAUUUGACCAUGAAGGCCUGAUUUACGCAGUCUCCUCUGAACAGUUGAUGUGUCUGUUACCUGAACUCUGAAGUAUUUAUUUGGGCUGCAAUUUCUGAGGCUAAUGAACUGAUCCUCUGCAGCAGAGGUAACUCUGGGUCUUCCUUUGAUGUGGCAGUCCUCAUGAGAGCCAGUUUCAGAUUGACUGACCAUGUUUUAAAGUAAUGCUGGACUGUUGUUCUUUUUGCUUAUUUGAUCUGUUCUUGCCCCCCCCCCCCCCCCCACCUUGUCACAACACAACUGAUUGGCUCAAAUGCAUUAAGAAGGAAAUAAAUUCCACAAAUUGAAAUGCAUUCCAGGUGACUACCUCAUGAAGCUGGUUGAGAGAAUGCCAAGAAUGUGCAAACUGUCAUCAAGGCAAAGGGUGGAUACUUUGAAGAAUCUCACAUAAAAUCUAUUUUGUUUUGUUUAACUUUUUUUUUUUGGUUACUACAUGAUUCCAUAUGUGUUAUUUCAUAGUUUUGAUGUCUUCACUAUUAAUCUACAGUGUAGAAAAUUUUAAAAAUAAAGAAAAACUCUGGAAUGAGUAGGUAUAUUCAAACUUUUGACUGGUACUGUAGAUGUACUAGAGCUGUACUUCCAAACCCUCUCCUCUGGGGACCACCAGACUUUUCACCUUUUUGAUUAAGUGCUUAACUGGCCCUUCUGAUUCAAUUAGUCAAGGGGUUGAUGAUGAGUUGGUUAUUUGAAUCGGCUGUGUAGUGCUAGGGCAACAAUACUAAACAUGCACCAGGGGGGGGCCCCAGGACCGAGUUUGGCAAAACCGUGUACUAGAGCAGUACUUCCCAACCCUCUCCUCAGGGGCCACCAGACGUUUCACCUUUCACAUUUUUGUUGCUGCCUUAAAUUCGGUCAGACCGGAUUUAUUAGUCAAGGGGAUGAUGAUUAGUAGACUAAUUUGAAUCAGGUGUGCCAGUUUAAGGCUGCAACAAAAAUGUGAAACAUCUGGUGGUUCCUGAUGAGAGGGUUGGGAAACACUGUACUAAAGAGCUUAUCUCAAGCUUUGCAAUGGCUGCUUCUGUGAGUGCACGGGCAGCACAAUUGAGGGCUAUCUCCCUUUAUCCAAAACCUCACGUGUACCCUUUAACUCUAUGGGUUAGCAUCACACUGGACGCCCCCAUCUAAAAUUAGGUGGUGCACCUGAGUUUUUUUCUGUUAAGCAAACAUAAAAAUAGAAAACUUCCCGGGUAGAAUGAUACCAAGACUGUCAGCGGUAUUAUCCUUCAGGCAGCCAUUGUUCUGAGGUUAAAGUAAUGUGCUGGCAUUUGUACUGUAUUGCUUUCACAAAUCCAAUCUGGUCAGAUCAGUGCUUAGAUGAGAACUGAAAGAACUGGAUGCAUUUCAUCAUGGUCAAAGAAAUGGCUCUUCUAACACCUCAGUUUUCUCUUUCGCUGUAGUGAUAAGAUCACAGAGGACAUGGUGUCGAAGGUGGGCGAUAAGAACUGGAAGAUCCGUAAGGAAGGUUUGAAUGAGGUGGCUGCAGUACUCUCCGAGGCCAAGUUCAUCAAGCCCAGUUUGGGAGACCUGCCCAUCACACUGAAGGGACGCCUCACCGACUCCAACAAGAUCCUGGUGAGUGUUACAUCCUGAGUGUGUUUCUCUAAAUGUGAGUGAAUGUUUAGGUGGGUUUACAUUUCAGAGAUGCGGGACGACUACCGUACCGUCGCUUAGGCCUAUAUGUGGAUUAUUAAUCGCACCGGUAUAAAUUGCAUGUCAGACAUGUGUACAACAUUUUUAAUAAAAUAGUACUGUCGGAGCUGGGACUGUCAUUUCCACGUCUCCCGAAUUGACACAGGAACAGUGAUUCUUCAGUGCUUUGUCAUUACUGCCUUGAUGUGAUCAUCAUGUGACCAGUUAAGUGAUUCUACAUACAGUCAUGGCCAAAAUUGUUGGCACCCCUGAAAUUUUUCCAGAAAAUGAAGUAUUUCUCACAGAAAAGUAUUGAAAUUACACAUGUUUUGCUAUGCACAUGUUUAUUUCCUUUGUGUGUAUUGGAAUAACACAAAAAAAAACAGGAAAAAAGCAAAUUUGACAUAAUUUCACACAAAACUAAAAAAAUGGGCCGGACAAAGUUAUUGGCACCCUUUCAAAAUUGUGGAUAAAUAAGUUUGUUCCAAGCAUGUGAUGCUCCUUUAAACUCACCUGGGGCAAGUAACAGGUGUGGGCAAUCUAAAAAUCACACCUGAAAGCAGAUAAAAAGGAGAGAAGUUGACUCAGUCUUUGCAUUGUGUUUCUGUGUGUGCCACACUAAGCAUGGAGAACAGAAAGAGGAAAAGAGAACUGUCUGAGGACUUGAGAACCAAAAUUGUGGAAAAAUAUCAACAAUCUCAAGGUUACAAGUCCAUCUCCAGAGAUCUAGAUGUUCCUUUGUCCACAGUGCGCAACAUGAUCAAGAAGUUUGCAACCCAUGGCACUGUAGCUAAUCUCCCUGGACGUGGACGGAAGAGAAAAAUUGAUGAAAGGUUGCAACGCAGGAUAGUCCGGAUGGUGGAUAAGCAGCCCCAAACAAGUUCCAAAGAAAUUCAAGCUGUCCUGCAGGCUCAGGGUGCAUCAGUGUCAGCGCGAACUAUACGUCGAAAUUUGAAUGAAAUGAAACGCUAUGGCAGGAGACCCAGGAGGACCCCACUGCUGACACAGAGACAUAAAAAAGCAAGACUACAGUUUGCCAAAAUGUACAUGAGUAAGCCAAAUUCCUUCUGGGAGAACGUCUUAUGGACAGAUGAGACCAAGAUAGAGCUUUUUGGUAAAGCACAUCGUUCUACUGUUUACCGAAAAUGUAAUGAAGCCUUCAAAGAAAAGAACACAGUACCUACAGUCAAAUAUGGUGGAGGUUCAAAGAUGUUUUGGGGUUGUUUUGCUGCCUCUGGCACUGGGUGCCUUGACUGUGUGCAAGGCAUCAUGAAAUCUGAGGAUUACCAAAGGAUUUUGGGUCGCAAUGUAGGGCCCAGUGUCAGAAAGCUGGGUUUGCGUCCGAGAUCAUGGGUCUUCCAGCAGGACAAUGACCCCAAACAUACUUCAAAAAGCACCCAGAAAUGGAUGGCAACAAAGCGCUGGAGAGUUCUGAAGUGGCCAGCAAUGAGUCCAGAUCUUAAUCCCAUUGAACACCUGUGGAGAGAUCUUAAAAUUGCUGUUGGGAAAAGGCACCCAUCCAAUAUGAGAGACCUGGAGCAGUUUGCAAAAGAAGAGUGGUCCAAAAUUCCGGGUGAGAGGUGUAAGAAGCUUAUUGAUGGUUAUAGGAAGCGACUGAUUUCAGUUAUUUUUUCCAAAGGGUGUGCAACUAAAUAUUAAGUUAAGGGUGCCAAUCAUUUUGUCCGGCCCAUUUUUUGAGUUUUGUGUGAAAUUAUGUCAAAUUUGCUUUUUUCCUGUUUUUUUUGUGUUAUUCCAAUACACACAAAGGAAAUAAACAUGUGCAUAGCAAAACAUGUGUAAUUUCAAUACUUUUCUGUGAGAAAUACUUCAUUUUCUGGAAAAAUUUCAGGGGUGCCAACAAUUUUGGCCAUGACUGUAUAUGUGAUCACCUCGUAUGUGUCUCUCUGUUUCAGGUCCAGCAGACCCUGUCGAUCAUGCAGCAGAUGGCCACUGCCAUGGGCCCGUCCCUCAAACAGCAUGUCAAGACCCUGGGCAUACCAGUCAUCACUGUGCUGGGGGAUAUUAAGGUACACACACACGUCACAAACACCCCAUCUCUCUAUCAUAGACUGAAACGCGCACAAACUUAUUGUCAAACCCACACACUUCUCACGGACUUUCCUCAGAACACAGUGCGUGCUGCAGCCAUGGCCACCCUGAACUCCUGGGUGGAGCAGACUGGUAUGAAGGAGUGGCUGGAGGGAGAAGAGCUGUCUGAAGAGCUGAAGAGGGAGAACCCUUUCCUCAGACAGGAGGUGUGUGUGGGGAGGGGGGUUGUUAUGGAUAGGGUUUGUGAUUGAAGACUUGGAUACACAUUAUCAUGAUAUCAGUAUAACUGUUACAUUUGUGGCCCUGUAUUUCUUAUUUGCUGCAGGUCAUUUCAAAGGGAAUGGUCAGAGGCGCCCUCUAAAAUAGUCUGUUAUAAAAAUUGGCCAAACGCUCUAAUUUUAUGGCUUGGGUGACACCUGGUUCAAUCUCCCGCUCGUCCCUCCCUAGGUGCUUGGCUGGCUGGCAGUGCAUCUGCCCACCAUGCGCUCAGUGCCCUCCGACCUCAUGCUGUGUGUACCCCCCCUGUUCGGCUGCCUGGAGGACCGCAACGUUGACGUAAGGAAGCGAGCCCAGGAUGCCCUGCCUGUCUUCAUGAUGCACCUGGGCUUCGACAAGAUGAACAAGGCCACAGGCAAACUGAAGGUAGGGGACUAAGGAGAGCUACUGUGCAUACCUUGUUUUUAAUCUACUGUGCAUUUUCCUGGCAUGGUUUAGGUCCACUCAACCCCUUAGAGGGCAGGGUAAACGCCAAUAAAUACACAGCUAUUGUGAGUGAUCAUCUUCAACCUAUGGUGAAUCAUUUCCUGUGCUGAUGGGAGUGGUCUCUUCCAGGAUGAAAAUGCCCCCAUCCACAGGGCAUGAGUGCUCACUGAAUGGUUUGAUGAGCAUGAAAAUGAUGUAAACCAUAUGCCAUGGCAGUCUGUCACCAGAUCUCAACCCAAUUGAACACUUAUGGGAGAUUCUGGAGCGGCACCUGAAACGGCGUAGGGCUGGGCGAUAUUUCAAAUUAAUGUCUUUACGAGAUAUUCCAAAUGCCUGUAUUGCAAGAAUCAAGGUUUGUUAUUUUAUGUUUUUAUGAGCGUUUUUCCGCUUGUUCUAGUUGUAUUUUUGGUCUCGUCUGCUUCACUUCUCUGCGCUGUGUGUACCUUCCCCAUUUACACCAGAGAUCUGUAUAUAAUGACGAGAUGUACGUCUCCGCUCUAACAAUGGGAAUUGUUGUCCCAAAAACGGAAAGGCAGGCGACAAGCUUAGGUCCAAAAUAAGCCCAUAGAAACACAUUGGCCUUAUUUUGGACAUAUGCCUCUUCCUCUAUGGCUUACACACACACCCCAAGCCCCUCCCCUUGUCUCUCACUCUAACAAAGUUCCUCUCUGGCAAGUGGUUUCAACUCGCAAUUUGCAUUUGAGGUUUGGUCCAACAGAAUCGGCAAUAUGGACACAAACACAUUGAGACAUUAUUUAACUGAUAUAGAGAAGUUCACUUUUCAAACUAUACCCUUUUUAUGUCUCAACUUCUCAAAUUGUGCGCAGAGCAGACACUACUAAAAAGAUAGUAUCAAUUAACAUUGAUUCCUGAAAAUGAAUGCUCAGUUUGUCGCGUGCUGCAUUGUGGUACCAGGUACCACUAGCAGCAUUUUAGCGAAAGACUGUUAUACUAGCUGUCUAGUCUGUUUUUAUAAAUGUGCAAUAAGCAUAAAACACAAUUAUAUAAGGAAUUGGCAUCUCGUUCUCAUUCUGAGAAAUAAGGUAGGCCACUUGAUUUCAACAUCUGAACAAGUGGAAAGGCUAAUAUGCUUUCAAACAGUUGGAGACAGAAGGGUGUGUUCAUAACAAUUCCACUGUUCAACCUUGUUAGCUAGCAAAUAGAUCCAAGUUGGCUAAACUUGAAAUAUAAAGAUUAGCUGGCUAAUCACUAGCACGUGGGCUUGAGAGGUUGUUUAGAUCUGUGUUAAUUUUCUAUAGCCUAAUGCCUGCUAUAAGAAGUUAGUCAUUAUCAGUGAAUGUGCAUUAUGCAUGGUUCUAGUUACAUUUUUAACAAAGAAAGUGCAUUUUUAUAGACAGACUUGAAAGCCAGAUCAGUGAUUUUAUUGCAACAACAAAAAAAGCAAGGUAAACUAUUUUGAUAAAAUAAUUAAAUGAAUAGGGGGUCUUAUGGUUGUAGAAAGCUUAUAUUUAACCUAGGUAUAACUUCACAAGCCAUGAAUGCAUUAGAUUAUUGCUGUCUGUUUUGAAAUGCAGUGUAUUUGACCUUUAAUUGUACAACGCUUAUUUAGGAAACAUUUUUACAAAAUCAGGAUAUAUAUUGUGAAUCACCCAUAAGUUUUUUGUUUUUAUUAAGAUUUUUAGGCUAUAUCGCCCAGCCCUAAAACUGUGUUUUCCAUCAACAAAACACCAAAAUUAUGGAAUUUCUCAUCGAGAAUGACACUUGUAGAAUCUAUGCCAAUGCACAUUGAAGCUGUUCUGGUGGUUCGUGGUGGCACAAAACCCUUUCAAGACACUUUAUGUUGGUGUUUCCUUUAUUUUGGCUGUUACCUGUAUCUUUUAAUCCACUCCCAAUAUGCUUGCAAUAAACACUGUCUUGAAGUUAAUUGAAAUAGAACAUGAGAAAUGAAUCGAUUUCUUGUCUAGCCUGCCUCUAAGGACCAGGUGGUUGCCAUGCUGGACAAGGCCAGGGCUGUGAUGCCUGCUAAAUCAGCUGGUCCUGCUAAAGCUGCCCCCACCAUGCCUGUUGCCAGCGUCCCCCCAGCCAAAGCCCUUGCAGGUGGGUUCACAUACAGCACUACUAAAGGCAUUAUAUAUCCAGGGAGGGCCAACAGGCAGACAAAAUGCGGCCGCGGUGGAUUAUGUGAUUGUUAAUUUUUUUUAUGCUCCCCUACAGUUGAAUUACUAAGUCCUGAUGUGGCCCUCUAGCAUUGAUGUUGGCCAUCCCUGAGCAAUAAGUAGAAAUUGAUUCGCUUUCAUUUCUUCAAUCCUGACCUCAAAUAUAGCUAGCAUCGCUAACACUAAAAGCAAACCAACUCAAGUUGUGUCCUGACCCAUAGGCAUCUCUAACAAACAUGCCAUAUUUUUGUACGAAAAGCCUGUGUUCUUAAAAUCCAUGUUUCUCUCCGUCGCAUCCCCUCAGCUCUGAGCAAAACCCAGGCUCCCAUUGAAGACUCUGCAGUCGCCGAACCCAAAGCCGACCCAAAGAAAGUCAAACCAGGGGCACUACCAGCCAAAGGAAAGGUUAGUGAGUCAAAGCUGUUCUCGUGUUUUCCUGCAUCUCAAUAGGAGCUUCACCAAUAUCCAAAUUUGUGUUACAUGUACUGUACCUCAUGGCUCAGAUAGUUGGAUCAUGGUGCUAGAACGUGCCAAAGUUUCACUUUAAUUCUCCCUUUGAUGAAGACCACCUAGGCAGUGUGCUCGUUUUAUAUUGAUCACAGAUAAAAUUAUUAAUAAUCUACAGGCGAAUUCAGAACAAUUUAACUUUUCUUUGAUGAAUCAGUCACUUAAGACUGUGGUCAUCCAGAAUGGAGGGGUUUAUUUACAAUCCGUGUGAUUGAAACGGACUGUUUAUUAGGGCAUGCCGUAGCAAAACCAACUGAAAGCAAGCGUUUGUUGAACUACAAGUACAGGUGCUCCCUCCGUCUAUCAGUUUUGUUCCGUUUCAUGCCAAAUGAACACGACCCUGGUGUUUUGUGUGGCUAGUGGAGGUCUCAGGAGCUGAACUCCAGCAUAAACAGCAGCAGGAGCUCCAACGGGGGCAUUAACACCAGUCUGGACAAGGAGCCUAGUGCCAGUCAAGCUAAAGGCUCAGCCAGGGGAAAGAACCGUAAACAGCAGUUACCUCAGGCCUCUGCCUGAAAGGAAAUGCACUUGGAAGGGGACUCGGACUAUCUGCUACUGUUGAUGACAUGCACGUUUCUUUUCCAGUUGAUGACACGCACAGUGUUUUCUUUUUAUGGCAAACACACUGCCAUUAACGGAAUCGCACACAAAUUGAGGUGUAAAAAUUGGGCUUAGCUGUGUUUCUUCUCUAGGGACUACCUUUGGUCCAAGUCUACACCACUCUCACCCAUCUCUUUUUCCAGGCACACGGCGUUAGAGGUGAUUCACAACGCUGCUUAUCUGGUGCAUUCUUGCCUAAUUGGUCACUGUUCUCAUCUACCCCUCCCCCCCAUUCCCUCAUUCAUUUGAUAAGGGUCAAUUUCCAGUCCUCCAUCGCUCUGAUGCUCCUUUGAACCUAUAUCCCCCACCUCUCUCCAGGCUGUUGCUGGGAAGAAGCCCUUGGGUAAGGGCAAAGAAGAGGAGGGCAAGUCUGGUCCCAUCUUCACCCUGGUGCCCAAUGGCAAGGAUCUACGUGUCAAAGAUGAGAAGAGCUUGAAGGUGUGUGUGUGUGUGCAAUAGGGCUGUCCCCAACCAAUCGAUUGGUGUACAUUUUUUAACAUAUUUGUCCAUAGACACACCCUAUGUGUUUUUUUUAUAAUAAACUAUAUGUACUGAGCUUGUCUGAUGCUGUUUGAUGAAAUAAUUAAGGCACACAAAUAACUCGGGAGCCAAAGAUUAAGAUAACCAGAAGAAUAACAAAGUAGGCAAACUUACUGUUCAAGUGGUUUGUCAUAUUCGUUAUUAGUUUGCAUUCCAUUUUAUUUGGCGUAAUCCUUUACAACAAUGAAAUGCUGCUGUACUGCAGACUUUUUGACAUUUUGUCUUAUGUAGGCCUAAUAAGUAGCUACCGUAUGUACCGAUAGGUAAGUCUUAGGCUACAAUUAGGCUGUGUGUGUGUGCCGUCUGCAAACAAAAAAUUCAGCUAGACUCAGCGAAAGGACGUUGCCACGAGCAGCGCCACAGAUAUUGAGAUGAGCGAGAUGCAUGACUCUCACACAGUCACUCACAGUAUCUGCGCAUGUGCACUGGUUCACUUCACGCUGUUACAGCUUGGUUAGCCAGGGCACCAAAACAGCAGAGAAGUUGAGCAUCGUGCACACUAUGCUGUUUGCUUUCUGCAUCUACGUCAUAUCGCUGAGAGCUUAUUUCUCAAAUUUUGUGAACAAAUUUGUUUACAUCCCUGUUAGUGAGCAUUCCUCCUUUUCCAAGAUAAUCCAUCCACGUGAUAGGUGUGGCAUAUCAAGAAGCUGAUUAAACAGCAUGAUCAUUACACAGGUGCACCUUGUGCUGGGGACAAUAAAAGGCUGCAGUUUGGUCACAACACAAUGCCACAGAUGUCUCAAGUUUUGAUGGAGAAUGCAGUUGGCAUGCUGACUGCAGGAAUGUCCACCAGAGCUGUUGCCAGUGGAUUUAAUGUUAAUUUAAGCCACUUCCAACGUCGUUUUAGAGAAUUUAGUAGUGCGUCCAACCGGCCUCACAACCGCAGGCUACGUGUAUGGCGUCGUGUGGGCGAGCGGUUUUCUGAUGUUACCGUUGUGAACAGGGUGCCCCAUGGUGGCGGUGGGGUUAUGUUAUAGGCAGGCAUAAGCUACUGUCAGCUAACACAAUUGCAAUUUGAAUGCAGAGAUAUUGUGACGAGAUCCUGAGGUCCAUUGUGAGGCCCGUUGUUUGUGACCAACAGAUGCAUAUCUGUAUUCCCAGUCGUGAAAUCCAUAGAUUAGAGCCUAAUGAAUUUAUUUAAAUUGACUGAUUUUCCUUAUUUGAACUGUAACUCCGUAAAAUCUUAAUUGUUUUGUUUUUGUUCAGUAUAGUAAACCAUACAAUUCUGAAAACACAAUUUAUAAAGUAAUACACCUUAUUAUUAGUUUUGCACCACUGUUCUUACAUAAUAUAACCAUAUACAAUUUCAAUAGCACAUGUCUUAGUGAUGGACGGGUGCCAUCCCUUCGUCCUCUGCAAUGGAUUAGUCAGUCCGCUGAGACAGGCGCAACUCAGAUGGGUGUCUCGUGUGCAAAACCCUCCCCAAAAAGAAUAUAUUUGCGACGCUCCCCCAAAAAAAAUUUGGGUACCAACUAAAUGGGUCAGCCCUAGUGUGUGCACAUCUAUGGGCAAAAGUGCUUGGUGGUGCAGAUUAGGAAGUGUAGUUCACUUUUGCUUGUUGAGUAAACACUGUGAGUUAAAUGUAUCCCCUGUGUGUUGUAGGUGCUAAAGUGGAACUUUGGGUCUCCUCGCGACGAGUAUGUGGAGCAGCUUAAAGUUCAGAUGGCUCCCUGUGUGGCCAAGUGGCUUCAGGAGGAACUCUUCUCCCAUGACUUUCAGCACCACAUCAAAGCCAUCAACUCCAUGAUAGAGGUGAGACCCUACGCAUACAUAGACUUCCAGCACUAACUCUGAGCUUUCACCACCAUAACAGGUGAGCUAUAUACUGACCCAGAUGUAGUGAAUUGGUGAGGGAUGAGUUGCACCCUCAGUCAGGGGGCUGGUUGCAGUGGCACAGGUGUCCCGUACCUCUCUGGGGACACACCAAUGUGCACAUGGGCCAUCUGACUCACCCCCCCACACACACACCACCACCAAAACACAGACUUACUCCAGCAUCACGAUAAAUCAAUCAAUGAGUACAAUUACAUGCACAGUAGGCUUGGGCGAUAUACCGUAUACCGGGGUACACUAUAUAUACAAAAGUAUAUGGACACCCCUUCAAAUUAGUGGAUUUGGCUAUUUCAGUCACACUCGUUGCUGACAGGUAUAUAAAAUCGAGCACACAGCCAUGCAAUCUCCAUAGACAAACAUUGGCAGUAGAAUGGCCAAUACUGAAGAGCACCGUCAUAGUAUGCCACCUUUCCAACAAGUCAGUUCGUCAAAUUUCUUCCGCGAAGUGGUAGGCCACACAAGCUCAAAGAACGGGACCGCCGAGUGCUGAAGCGCGUAAAAUCGUCUGUCCUCGGUUGUAACACUUAAUACCGAGUUCCAAACUGCCUCUGGAAGCAACGUCAGCACAAGAACUGUUCGUCAGGAGCUUCAUGAAAUGGGUUUCCAAUGCCAAGCAGCUGCACACAAGCCUAAGAUCACCAUGCGCAAUCCCAAGUGUUGGCUGGAGUGGUGUAAAGUUCGCCGCCAUUGGACUCUGGAGCAGUGGAAACGUGUUUUCUGGAGUGAGGAAUCACGCUAAACCAUCUGGCAGUCCGACGGACGAAUCUGGGUUUGGCGGAUGCCAGGAGAACGCUACCUGCCCGAAUGCAUAGUGCCAACUGUAAAGUUUGGUAGAGGAGGAAUAAUGGUCUGGGGCUGUUUUACAUGGUUUGGGCUAGGCCCCUUAGUUCCAAUGAAGGUAAAUCUUAACGCUACAGCAUACAUUGACAUUCUAGACGAUUUUGUGCUUCCAACUUUGUGGCAACAGUUUGGUAAGGCCCUUUCCUGUUUCUGCUUGACAAUGCCCCUGUGCACAAAGCGAGGUCCAUACUGAAAUGUUUUUUUCGAGAUCGGUGUGGAAGAACUUGACUCUCCUGCACCGAGCCGUGACCUCAACCCUAUCGAACACCUUUGGGAUGAAUUGGAACGCAGACUGCGAAACAGGCCUAAUCGCCCAACAUCAUUGCCCGGCCUCACUAAUUCCCUUGUGGCUGAAUGGAAGCAAGUCCCCACAGCAAUGUCCCAACAUCUAGUGGAAGACCUUCCCAGAAGAGUGGAGGCUGUUAUAGCAGCAAAGGGGGGACCAACUCCAUAUUAAUGCCUAUGAUUUUGGAAUGAGAUGUUCGACCAGCAGGUGUCCACAUACUUUUGGUGAUGUAGUGUAUUUCGAAAUGCCAACGGUAUAAUUUUCAAUAUAACAUUUAAAAACGUAGUGCACCACCACUGCUAAUAACUAUGAAGUAAGUAUAACUGUAAAACCUCUAAGAUGUGUCAAAUGACAUCCAGCUCAGGGCUCCAGCUUUGCAUUUGGUUUGCUAACUUACUAGCUAAGUGGCUAGAUGACAAAAUUAAGCUUCUUGGUUACAGCAGAGACAUUCUAGCCUGAGCACCAGUCUCUUUAGCUAACAUUCUACUCCUUCUCAUUGUCAAAGAGACUGGCCUUUCUGCCAUCUUCAAAUAUGAACAUUCUAUCAUUAAUGAGCUUGAGGAGUUGAUCCUGAUUCGAUAAUCCUCACCGCUAUCCUCCAAUCACAACGAUUAUCAAAAUAUUGGAACGCUCACUUUCUUCUCUCCAUAGAACACGUUGAUAUCCGGUUGCUAUGCAAGUUUUUUGUUUGUUUGUCCAGUCUGUCAAAAAUAGCUGGCUCGUGUAAAUUCCCAAACUAAAUACAUACUGCAAUUCCAGCCACAAAAACUCUUUGCUUUGAUUUUAAGCCUCAAAAUACGACUUGCCUAGCUAAAUGUUUAUUUUUGACUUUGUUAUAAUUGGAAUUCUAUUUUCGUGGCUCCACAUGUCAUGGAUACGGAUAAUGUUGUUCUUUCCAAUAUUAAUGUUAUUACCAACAAGCAACUCCGCAGUAAAUCCAGCUGCAUAUUGAACGUUGAGAUUGCUGAAAGGCCAGUCUCUUUGGCAAUGACAUGGAGUGGAAUGUUAGCUAAAAAGACUGGUACCCAGACUAGACAUUGAAUCCCUUCCUGGAUCAAGAUCCCUUUGCCUAAAUUGUUUGUGCGUUUUCUAAAAUUGAUUUUUAGAAAUGGCACCCCUUGUGCGCACUUCUGAUAAUACUGUAUACCCCGGUAUGGUACAGAAACGGUAUGAAAAUCUGGAUACAUCCCAGCCCUAAUGCACAGUAAUAAUUUGAUAUAAAAUUAAUGGCAGUAGGUAGAUUAUGCAAUAGUCACGUAAACACAUUACUCUGCUUAUCUUAAUCAGCGUAAGGUCAAAAUCAAAGUAAGCAUACGCCGAUUAAAAACCUGGUUUUCUGAGCAAUCGUUCAAAUGAUUAGGACAUGUUAACACCUUAAACGGCGUUCCAGCUGUGUAUUUGAUCUGCACGUAUGCUAGCACCAGCCGAGCGAGCCUCCCUCUUUAGCACGAGUGAAGUGAGUUCAGAACAACUGAAUGUAUACAUCUUAGAAGUAGUUUUCACAUAUAAACUUUAUGUCCAAACUCAGAAUCAGACAUGGGGUAGAACGUUUAUUUUGAUUGGCUAGGUAGCCUGAUUUCAGAUGUGUCCAUGUAAGAAGGAAUAUUAGGGAAAUCUUUAUUUUUGCAAAGCAUGUAAACGUUUUAAUCAAAUUAUUCUUAAUCUGACUAUCCACAAUUGCAUUACUGUGUGCAUGUAACCGUACUCGAUGAUGUGUACGAGGUGAGACGGACAUCUCUGGCAAUAAAAGCAAAAUCCCAUAGCUAGCCCUUUUAAUACUAAAAUAUGCCAUUUAGCAGGAGCUUUUAUCCAAAGCGACUUACAGUAGUGAGAGCGUACCUUUUCAUACUGGUCCCCUGUGGGAAUCGAACCCACCACCCUGGUGCAAGUGCCAUGCUCUACCAACUGAGCCACACAUGAUUUCCAUAGUACUUGAUGAAUAGUAGGAAAUAACCAGUAUAAACAUCAUGGUGACCCUACCUUUUUAAUUUGGUAGCAAUCCUACAUGUAUGAAUGAAUAAAGUUCACUCUCUCCCCUUCUCUCUCCUCCCAUCAUCCCUUGGCUAGUGUCUGGAGGAGGAACACGAGGCAACGGUGGCCUGCCUGGACCUGGUCCUGAAGUGGUACACGUUGCGCUUCUUCGACACAAACACCAGCGUGCUGAUGAAGGCCCUGGAGUAUCUGAAGCUCCUUUUCCUCAGCCUCAGCAAGCACAACUACCACCUGAGUGAACAGGAGGCCACCUCUUUCAUCCCCUACCUCGUCCUCAAGGUCUGUCACUGGGGGUUCAAGGCUACGUCCCAAAUGACACCCAAUACCUAUAUAGUGCACUACUUUCACCAGAGCACUAUGGGCCCUGGUCAAAAGUAGUGCACCACAUGAGGAAUAGGGUGGCGUUUGAGACUCGACCUGUGUUUCACUGAUACCUUUUUCACUCCGAGCUGAGCUCUACUGUGCUGGCCUGGGUAUAGAUCUGUUAUAUACGAUAAUAAGGAGUUGUUUAUUCGCUAGCAACAUGUAAUUAGCUGUGGUGGGGUGUGAGAGUGAUGAGUUGCACUCUGUCGGGGCGCUGGUUGCAGUGGCACGGGCGUCUCGUCCCGCACUUCUUUGGGGACACACCAUGUGCACAGGGGCCAUCUGAUUCACCCCCACCAAAAAAUAUUUCAAGUUAAUCAACUCUAAUCUGACAAGUAUUACCUACAAUAGGGUUAGAGGGAAACAGUCCCAGAUUGCAGUUGAACUGCCCUGACUGGUCUAUAACUCUAUAGCCCUCCUGAGGGUUUACUUAUUUGUUUGCUCUGUGUCCCCCCUCAGGUGGGUGA
Coregonus sp. 'balchen' is the source of this 47383-nucleotide messenger RNA. NCBI's taxonomy places the organism in Eukaryota, Metazoa, Chordata, Actinopteri, Salmoniformes, Salmonidae. The record is from the annotation of a GenBank genome assembly.